Molecule: messenger RNA, 70472 nt
Organism: Podarcis lilfordi (Lilford's wall lizard)
Lineage: Eukaryota; Metazoa; Chordata; Lepidosauria; Squamata; Lacertidae
Source: the annotation of a GenBank genome assembly
GCAUUACGGGAUGAUGGCAACUACUGGGGCGCGCGGGUUGCAGCGUUGAAGUCAUUUGAAACAGCCUACGACGUCCGAGGAUGAAAUCUUGCAUCCGUGACGCGGCUCUUGCCUCUCUCUCUCCCCCCCCCUUCGCCCCCCAUAAGCCUGAGAAGAAGCAGGCGGAGGAGGGUCCGCUGCCGCGGCGAGAUGGAGCGGCCUGCGGGCGUUGUUCCUCCUCCUCCCCCAGUGAACGGGACUCGGGCUAGAAUUGCGGAGGCCGCGGCUCUUCAGCUCCGCGGUACUUCUGGAUAGGCGUGCGCGUCUGGAAAGUGGGGAGGGAUGGAGAGGAGGCGUCGUCGUCAGGGAACAAUGCCUCCCGCCGCCCGGGAGGACCGGCCUUGAUGCAAGCGCGGGUUCCCUUGCAGGCGAGCUUGCAAAUGCAGGGACCCGGCUGCCUAGGAGCCAAGGCGUCCUCUGCAGCGGCGGCGCCCUCCUCCACCUCCUCCUCUCGCUUCCAACCCAACUCUCCUGCCCCCGGUGGCCCGGGAGGAACUGAACUGUCGCUGCACAGGAAGUAGCGGCUGCUGGGAGCACACAACCGCACACACACACCCCACAUCUCUCUCUUUUUCACACACACACACACACACACACACACAGGCAGGCAGCUGGGUCUGCCGCACUCCAUGCCCUCGGCUCUCUGCACCGGAGCCCGGCGCCGCCGCGACCCCAGGCUUCCCGCCCGCCUCCUCCUCGGAGCAGCCCUCCGAAGCGCCGCCGCAGUGCCAGAGGCGGCGGCCCCAAUUGCGGUAGCCGGCGCUGAGGGAAAGAGGUGGCGGCGCUGCUCCUCCUCCUCCUCCUCGGGGGAAGGCGGCGGCGGAGGUGGCCGCGGCUCUUGGGUCGGAGCUGGGCCAGGGCAGCCGCGGGGCAAGGAAAGGAGGAAGGAGGCGAGGCGGCGUCGGCUGCUGCUGCUGCAGCUGCAGGUUUGUGCUGCUCCGGCAAGGGAUCGGGUGGUGCAGGCGGGUCCGUGCAGCUGCCGGCAGAUCGGGUUCCUCUCCUCCCUUUCCCAUGAGGAGAGACCCUCUCACCCCUUUCUCCCCUGGCACAGCGCCGGCCCCGGCUUGCCCUUCUUCGCAGGUGGCUCCGCUGGGCUCAGCCUGCUUGCCCGCCCCCCCUCUCCCCGCCUUCCUCCUUUAUUCCUUCCCCAGCCCCUCCACGCAGCCCUCUCCUUGCUGCAGUCCUUCCUCGGGCGCCUCCCUCCCCCUCGCAAGCCUCGUUCUCCGGCUGCCAACUUCUUCCUGCACCCCGUUCCCUCCCCCGGGGAACCUUAAUGGAUUAGUCUCCUUUUCCCCCUCGCCCUCGCCCCUCUGCAUUGUGCGAGCCGCUGCCUUCAGACCGCUGGAUGGUACGGGUAGUAGCUUCCCCUCCUCCCUUAAUUUCCUCCGUUCCCCUAAUUGCUUCCGUGCUGUGGUAGUGAGGGGAGAACUAUGUCUGCCGGAUUUCUUCAGUGUGUAUGUGUGUUUUUUUUACUUUUUGGCUGAGUUUCUCUUCGGGUUUUUUUUUUUAACACACCAGGGGUUAGCCUUGCGAUGCUGAAGCAGCCCUUGUCUCUUUACACACACCCUUCCCUACGGUUGUGCUUCAGGCCCCAUCUGCUUCUCCGAAGGAUUGUGAAAUUGGAGGUAUGCUUUCUGGGCUUGGACGUUGCCGCUUUGCCUGGAUAUCUGUGGUGUUGCAAGAAAAGGAGGGGCUUCCAUAUCGUGGGGUGGACUCUUUUUAGACUCAAUACUUUCUCUUUAGCCUUUAUAUUUGUGGGCUGGGAUUGUACUGUAUAGGAAUUGUUAACAGGCAUUUCUUCAGUCGCAGGGAUGCUCAGCGUUGGAAUUGUUAGUGACAGAAACUGGAAAAGACUAUAUCCUUUCCGCCAGACUGUCUCGAUUUCAUGUGUUUGAGAUGCAAGAGAUGCUUCCUGAGGGCCCGUCCUACUCAGUUAUUUUGUCCCUGGGAGUUUUGAGAGAAUUAAGAGGUUUUUGCUAUUAAUUUUGCUCAGUCUGUGCUUUUAAAUGAAUCAGUAGACACUGGUCUGUUAAAGGGCAAGGGCCUUAAAAUUAAGGUAUACGUACUUGCCAUUCUACUUUUAGUAUGAGAACAUUGUUCUCUCUGAUCAGAUUAGAUUUAUUCAAUUUGUGUUUCACAGACGGAACCCCAAAGUGAUUUGCAAUACAAUAAAACUCAGUUAAAAUGAAAUAAAUAUGUUAAAAGUGUUCAUCUGCAAAAAAUACCACCAUACUUAAAAAUAAAAUAACCAUCCCACCCACGUAAGGAUGAACACUGAAAGCAAGACAGUUAGCACUGAUAAAAUGCCCUGGAGAAUCAAAACAUAUUUGCCUGAUGGCAGAAGGUUGGCCUGGGUUGAUGCCUGGGAGGGCAUUCUACCUGGGGAGGGGGGUCACCACAGAGAAGGCUCUGUGGCUUCAUAGGUAAAAUGUUACAGCAUAUCAAAUGAAAUGUGAGUUUUCCACUGUAUGUAGAUUAGAUAGUUGCUGCAGCACACACCAGAUAUCUCGUCUGUGAGCCCAUACUGCUGACCAGACUACCCUACGAUGAACUAAUUACCUGAAUUAUUGUGGCAAGUCACAGUGAGUGGUUGUUUUUUAAACCAAACAUUGGGUGCAGAUGUGUGGUACAAUAGUAAUAUGUAACCAUGGGAUCUAUGGAGUGUAACAGAAUAAAUUCUCUCACCGCUUUAAAUAUGUCAUUAUUUAUAUAGAGAAAAAUAUUGCUUCCGAAGCAAGUCUGAAUAUAGAGCUCUCAUGUUAGUUUAGCCUAAUUGGUAAGUGUAUGUGUGUGUGUAUAUCUAUAUCUAUAUAUACGCACACCUAUCUAUCAUCUAUUUAUGUCUUAUCUAUCUACCUAUCUUACCUGUCUUUACUCAAAGAUCCACAUUCCUCUUCCUUUGAAUAUGGCAGAUCAUCUACAUAGAGGACCUGACAUAGGAAAAUUUGUGGCCUUCCAUAAGUUGUUGAACUACAUUUCCCACAAUCCCUGACCAUUGGCCCUGUUGGCUGUGGCUGAUGGGAGUUGGAGAGCAUAAGGUUCUUCAUCCCUGAUUUUUUGGACUACAACUCCCAUUAUCCCUGGUUAUUAGUCAUAGUGACUGGGGCUGAUGGGAGUUGUAUUCUUAAACAUUUGGAUGGCAUGACACUGACUAUCUUUGUUUUAGGUAGACUGUUAUCACUGAUAAGGUAGUCAAACCCUCAGUUUGAUGCAUUAUUAAUUUAGUGGAGCUUUUAAACUUCUGUCGCAACCGGAAAACGAGAAACGCUAAAAACACACCCAGUAGCUGUCAUUCUCCAUGCAACCAAAGAUCUACAUAGUUGUUGUGGGUGGAAUUCUAUGAGGUCCACUUGCGCAAUGAGACUUCCCCCACCCAAUUCUUACCCCAUGCACACCCUAAACCUGCUAUGGGUUUUCUCUCAACCCUCCAAAACAGAUUCAGGGAGCGCGGAGGAAGGGAGAGUCCCGUUGUGUGAGCAGACCUUGUUCUGUGCAACAACAACGUAGUUGAAUCCCACUCUGUGUUAACAAAAAAGAACAUGCAAAAAUGGUGCUGUCUGCCACAGCAAGAACGGGUAUUAUGUGGCAUCUGUAGUAGUGCCAAUUCCACCAUUAUCUGGCUUUUGUGCUAGACACUUGUGACAAAACCUUGUCGAAGCAAAAGUGGUAUACCCUGGCUGAUGAAGCAGGCUAGAAGACUGCUAGAACGCAAGCGGAUAAAGACUCCAAAUGAAUACAACUGAACACAGAUAUGUGUGGAUUAUCUAGCCUACUCUGUGGCAGUGAAGUCAGCAAAGAAGGGUAACUUCUGUGCUGCAAGUUUGUCCUUGACUUGGUGUGCAGCAGAGCAAUGUAGAGUGUAGUGUGGUGUGGUGGUUUAUAUCCUGGCCCAAAGAAAGUCAGAGUUCUCAAUAGCCUGUUGUGACUUGUUUGCUAGACAUUUUUAGGAUAAAAUCACUUGUAUCCAUAGAGAUGCAGACUCUACUGUCAUGGUAGGUCAGUCUCUUGGGGUGUCUACAGAGCAGUCUGGUCAGAUGCCCUUGGAUGAGUUUCCGUGGGUGCAGUUCAGGGUACUUGGACAAGUGUGGGUUACCAUCUGUAUUUUUGCCCUUCCUGGUUAAUAAUAUUUGGUAGAAUUUGUGUUCCGUUUGUUCUAAUUUAACAAAUGAACCUCUCUUUUGGGUUAACAGCCCCCUGCUCACUUCCUUUCUUCCCUGAUUAUCGCCACAGUUUCUGGAAAAGAGAUUUCUCGUGAGAAUAAUAUGGAGGGGAGACAAGUUUUAUGGUCAUAAAGCCACAGAAAUUAAAUUUGAAAGUCUUCCACCCAAAUUAGUUUUUCUUCUAGCAUAAUUUAGUUUUUCCUCCUAGCAGGCAUGUGUCUCUACAAAAAAAAGCUCUCCAAGUUUGAUCCCUGCCAUAUGAAAUCUCAAUGUUCUAGUCUAGUUCAUGACACCUUGUCAUCUGUGAAUUUGGGUGUCCACGCUGGUGGACAUUGAAACUGCAAGCAGUUCAACAUGCCAGAGUGUUCUGGGACUAUAGAUCACAUGGUGUGUCCCACAAACCCUGAAUUUAUUAAACUUCUAUUUUCCUACCUCUUUUUACUUUGUCUUUAUUACUGUUUAAUUUUAGGAGUUUAUACCUUUCACCUUUGAUAAAAUUCAUAGAGUAGUUUAUAAAACCUUUGUAAAAGUCUUGAGAAAGAAGAGUCAGGAAAACACUUAUUGGCCUCCCAACUAUUCAUGAUCAUAAAACUUCUCUUUCUUGCAAUUUCCCCUAAAUUCAUAAAAUAGAACAAAUGUUAUAGACAAAGCUGUGGGCAGCAGGAGGUCACUGUCUAACAUUCAAGAAUUCUCCACUUUUGGAUUACAGCUUUUGGAGUAACAACCAUUUAAUGUUGAACUGAAAUGAUUAGGCGUAUGUGGAAGAAUUACAAUUAACAGGAAUAGCAUAUUCCUGAAAGAAAUUAAGGAAAAAUUGAGGUAAUAAUGAGAUCAAUGGCUGCCAUCCGUGAAUAAUUCUCCAAUUUGAUUCUGAAGAAGCAUGAAACAGGAUAUAAUCCCAAAUAUCUUGUAAGCUAUUACAGUGGAACCUCAGGUUAUGUACUGUCCUUACAAACGCUUCGGGUAAUGAGCUCCGCUAACCCAGAAUUAGAUGCUCCUUGUUGCGAACUUUGCCCCGGGAUGCGAGCAAAAGUCGCGCAGCUGCAGUGCAGCAGUAGCAGGAGGCCCCAUUAGCAAAAUCACGCCUCAUGUUAAGAACGGUUUCAGGUUAAGAAUGGACCUCCGGAACGAAUUAAGUUCGUAACUGGAGGUACCACUGCAUUGGUAUUGUUUGGGUAACUUCAUUUUUUUAAAAUAAAGUGGCUGCAGCUUGCAUUUUAUAAUUUUCUAUUUUAUGGACAUAUACUCAUAUAUAUGCUUUCAUGUAUAUAUAAUGGUUUAAUGUUUCUUUUUUAUUAUUUCAUUAUCACUUAGAUUCCAAUGAUUUUGUUUUUCAUGAGUUUCAGAGCUUUGGACAAUGUCCCUAGUGCAUAAUACCAAAAUGUAACCAAGUUUUAAUAAGUAUUGGGUGACACUGCCUUAAUAGUUAUCAUUUAGCAAUAUAUCAUAACUCUUGAAUAAUUGAUGUACAUAUUUACCUCUGCUCUUAGGAAUAGUUGAUAGGUUUUUAAUUUCUACCUAUUACAGGAACUUUCUCGACAUUUUCUAUUUAGGUGGUAUAUAAUGUUGUCAAAUCUUACUGCAGAAUUCAGUGCUGCAGCUAGCCAAGAAUGUACCAUAUUCCAAAAACUUCGAUGUUGUAGACCUUGAUAUGCUAGAUACAUAUGAAAAUGUGAUUAUUUGUGUCUUGUUAUAGGACAUGAUGGUUAUUUUCAUGGUCUCCAAAACCACUUGACUGUCCUCACCUGCUGAGAGGCAUUGAUUUUUAAAAGCCCACAGCGUGUGUACAAGGAUGAAGUGGUUACAUUUAGGAAAAGUUGCUUAAGGAGUGUUUGAUACACAUUUUUAAGUUUUCCGAAGUCCUGCUUAAUGACCCAUCUCCCUGGUCUCUUUCUGUGAAAUUAGAGCUAAGCCAAUGGCAAAGUGAGUCUGUGACACUCCUGCCUGUAAAACUCCUCUGUGACAUCAGAACAGAUCAUCAGAUCAGACACUGGCGUCAGGAGGAGCCGGAGAGAGGGUGGCCAGCGCUCAGAAGAAAGUGUUGGGGAGAGCAGGACUGUGAUGAAGUAGGUUUAACGGUAACUGCUUUGCUAAUGGACCCUUGGCUAUUUGUAGAAUAAGUGUCCCUAUUGUUUCUUUAAAGUAUUGGAGGUUAUUACUUUUCCUUUAGAUGAUAGAUGUCGCUUUUGGUACUGAAAGAGCCAUCACAUGCCUUAAAGUCUAAUGGAGGAGGCCCUGCUACCCAGGCAGGCAAGAUGAGAACAGGGCUUUUUUAAAAUCUUUUUUUACAGGGAAUUGCUGCGUUUUACAGAGGGGAAACCUAAACUGAAAUCAGUGGAAAAUGUAAGGAGCCAUGUUAUGGGUUGGUUACAAUAUCAUCAGUUACAUGAAAUGUUUAAAAUAAACAGGAAAAAUGGUUUUUCGGACCACAGCUCACAAUUUGAAAAAGAACUUCUACAAAACAAAGAAAAGCUUUUGUCUAAAAUGUACAAUCUGUUAUUAGAUUGGGAAACAAAAGAGGAGCUUGUCAAAGCCUCUAUGUCUCUAUGAUACACUGGGCAAUAGAUAUGGGACAUAAUAAUAGGUUUUAACUUAGGCCAGGCUUCUUCAACCUUGGCCCUCCAGAUGUUUUUGGCCUACAACUCCCAUGAUCCCUAGCUAGCAGGACCAGUGGUCAGGGAUGGUGGGAAUUGUAGUCUCAAAACAUCUGGAGGGCCGAGGUUGAGGAAGCCUGGCCUAAGUGGUUUGUUUUGUUGUGCAUGUUGAUAGUGGAUUUACUGAUUUUUUACAAUCCAGUUUGAAUCUCUGGAAUUUAAACAUUGUAGGGUGCAAUAAACCAGAAGUUCAGUGUCCUUUUGAUUUUGCUGAGGGAACUUUAAUUCUCUUCCUUUGAAAUCGAAGGAAUUUAUUUUUUGCCUGGAUUGCACUCCUUGUAGUUAUUUAUUUAUACCCCACCCUUAUCCCUGCCUUUAUAGACAUUAAUAAUAAUCUUUGAGCUGAUGGGUGAAAAUGUGUGGGUGGCAGCUAGGAACUUUUCAAUCUGAAAAAUAGACAGGCUAUCCAUGGGAUAGAAUGGCAAAGUGUGCAGGAUUCUCCACAUAUUUUACUGAGGGAGCAAUAGGAAAAUAUUAGUGUUGGUAGAGUGCAAACUCUGUGUGUGCAGAUGUGUACACAAGUUGCAUACCAAUAACUUAAAUGGAGCACUUAACAGAAAUGGUUAGGCGUGUAGACUGUUAAAGUGGGGGGAAAGGAGUUGGAAAUGCAUUUUGAGGUUGCCUGACUCUGUUGCUAUGAUGAAAUUUUGUAUGAUGGAAUCUUAUUUCACAUCUGUGAUUGCCCAUUUUGAAAUAUGGUUAUUGACUCAUGCUUUCACAGGUGUAUGAAUACCUAAGGUAAGACAAGGAGGGGUUCCCAGAUAAUUACUUUGAUAACUGGCAGACUGAAUUCUGUCUUGUGAUUUUCAAAUGGCCUACAGACAAAUUUGGAGGUGAGAAUAUAACUAAUAAAAUCUCAGUAGCUCAUAAAGUUGAACUUUCUGCUUACAAUCGAAACAGCCCAGAGUUAUUGAGCUUUUUUGGGGGAGGAUUGCCCAGAGUUGUUGAGCUUCUUUUGGGGGGUGGCCGAGAGUUGUUGAGCUUUUUAAGCCGCCCAUCGCCCGCCCUAUUACCGCAGCAAUAGCCAAUCAAAACCAGCCUUUGCUGCAGCCACAAAUAACACCCUAAAUAGCCACUGACAAUCUCCAGUUCGCGGCAGCAACCAGUCCCACGUCACCCCUAUGCACUAUCCGUGUAUAAGACGAACCCCUAUUUUUAACAUAAGUUUCUAGUAAAAUAACCCCUCAUCUUAUACAUGGAAAAGUACAGUAUAUAUGCCAAUCAUAUUAAUUUACUAAAACACUUGAUUAAGAAGAUGCUUCCCAAUUAAUUGGGGCAAAAAAAAUCUUCAGCUGGCCUCUGUUGCCUUUAAGGUGGUAAUGACACAUACAAUUCAAACUAAAUAAUAAAAUCUGAACCAAAUCCAUUCCAAAUAAAACCAAAUAAUUGCUGUGAUCACUGUUCUUUAUAAUAUGAGGUAGUAUAACUUGUAUCUUUAUUAUUGUAUUCCUUUUAAUGUUGUCAUUGCAAGCCACCUCAGAUGACGUUAGGUGGGAAAACUAAGUUGCUGUGGGGCUCUAUCCAUCAGAUGCCUCCUUUGGUGCAAUUUCCGUAGGUUUGAAUGAAAUUUGAAUUGGAAGAUAAUUUACUUGGCGGCACUGAUUAUUGUAUUCUAUAUUGGUUUUGUACCACUUUUUUCUAUUUAGAAUUUAUCAGACACACCAUGCCAAAGGAGACAUGUGCUCAUACUCUCUCCCCCGCCUCCCCACAGUCUAUUUAGUUAUUCCUUGGUUUCCAUGUCUAUUCAAAAUUCAGUGAGACUUGCUUCUAGAUUAAUGUGUAUAGGAUUGCUACUGUUUUACACAGUUUCCUGGGAGUAUGCCUUGUUGAAUUAAGUGGAAGCUCACUUCCAAGUAUAUAUGUCCAAGAUUGUGUCAUAAAUCUCCUAAAGUUCACUGAAGAAUUGCUGUUGAUAGACCCUAUUUUGUUCUGGCGCUAGAAGGGUAAAAGGACUAAAGCUUUAUUUGAAGAAUACCUGCAAUAUCCUGGCAGUCCUGGCUCCAGUCAAACCUAAUCUUUUGCUUUUGUGAGCAUUAAAUUCAUGCUUGAAAAGAGCCUGAGUAGUUUCCACUGAUUAAUCAAGUGUAGCAUUUUAAAUCUGAUUGCCUGGUAGAAGUAAAAAAGUGUGAUAAAGAAAACCAACAUUUCUGUCACAUGUUUGGCUAGUGAAUCAUUCUAUUUAAGUUUGAAUGGUGGCAUUUAUCAAUAGGGGUAGACUGUCAGGGUUGCUAAUAAUUUGAGCUUUUCAUUGGUAGCAAUUUAUUGGAUAUCUGUAAAUCUGUCCCUUCGCAAGGCAUUUCGCUCACUGGAAAUGCUUGCGAGAGUGGAUCUCAGUUAAUUUCACGCUGCAGAAUAUGGGUGGAAUCCUGUUGGUGUUCUUAAGUUUAUGGGAAGAGUUCAGAUCCAGUGGAUGCCUCCACAAACAAAAUAAGAGGGGAGGUAAUUUCUGCUGAUUCCCUGCCCUGCGCUCCCCCCCCCCCCCAGCAGCCUUUGAAAAUUGGCUCCAGAGAGAUGGGGAAACCUUUCAGAACAGGGUGGGAGGUGGUGUGGAAGGCUUUAGUGGGUGGAGGGGGAGUGGUAUAGGCAGAAAUCAUCUCCUCCUUCCCAGGCAGUUGUUGGAUCACAAGCCCUUCUGAAAGUGCAAGGGCAGCAAUUGGAUUCUACCCUCUGAAGAAAUCAAGACUUUGGUGAUGUGAAGGAUAUUUUUUUUGCUCUUCAUUCAACCUCCCAACAAUGCAAUGAGCGCUGGUUGCUGAUGCCCAUUGAGACAGAUAGGGCAAAAGGCAGGGAAGGUAGCAGCAGGUGGAGCCAGAACCAGUGACAAGCAGAGCCAAUUCAUUCUCAUUUUGUUCCCAUCCUCCUGAUUUCACAUUUCGUUUCUUCAUGAAUCUUCCAGAAUACAGUAUUCACCAAUUACAAGAGCCACUGGAUAAAGAAUGUUGAGACCUCCAUGCAGGGGAAAAAAGGUUCCGUUACCGAACAACAGUGAGGCAGGAUGGAAUAUUACAACCAGAUCACAAGGUGCAGUGAUGCAGGUCAAUACCUCUCGCUUUAUAAUAUAUAUGCAACACUUGAGUGAUCCAUUGUCCUGCACCAGCCCUGCCAACUCAAUUUGAUUACAUGUCCUUGCCAAGAAGCAUAAGAGCUCUUGCACUAUCAGCAUAUUUUGGAGUGGUGUUUUAAACCCCCCCCAUCCCAAAAAAUCACCAUAUAUUUCUUCCAUCCUCUCUCCUACAAGUGUUAAAUUGAUACUUGAAAACAAACACCCACACCCACCAGCAGACUUAUUCAUUUGUUUAUUUUAUUGAGAACAUUUAUAACUCACCCUUCAUUGUGAUGGAUUCCCAUGGCAGGGUUCAAGCUACAGAUUCUAUGAAACUUCGUGAAACAGCCAUAAAUCAUCAGAACAAACCUAGCAAUAAGACCAGCUAAAGUCACAAAGCAAUCUAUCUGCCAGAGUUAAAACCCUAAAAACGUUAGCCUUAGAUGCUAACUAGUUUAUGGAAGCUGUGGAAAGCAUGUGUUCUCUGGGGUGGCGGCGGAGAGAGAAAUGUUGCAGGCUGUGUGUAUGUUUAGAAAGAAAGUCAAUAAUGGUUUGUUUGCGGGGUGGGUCCCAAAGAAUCUUUAGUCUUAACUUGAGGUAAUGCUACUGGCUUGUGUCGUUGCCAGGGAUACCCUUGUCAUGGUUGUCCAGGGCCCGUGAUGGUGUCAUUCUUUCCUCUAGUCUUUCACAGAGAAGGUCUGCCAGCUUGCAUCAGUACAAUACACCACCUGCUGUGUGCAUCCCCAUUGCGUUGGUUACUUAUCUACACCGAGAAUGAUGAUUGUGGAGUUUUUGUCUUUGGUUUACACUUCUUUCCACCAAACAUCACAGUCGUUUUCAAAUGCAGAAUACAAUACUGGCCUGCAACUAGGCUUUUUUUUUGAGAGCCGCUUUCGAGAAGGGAGCAGGGGUGAGUGGGGUGACUGGAGCCCCAUUAUUUGGAGAUAAACACCCUUCUUUCACCUUGAGGUUGGCUGUGUGUGUAAGAGAGGGAGAGAGCGCAGGCACAUCAUUCUGUUAAGAGGCUUAGUUUGGCCCAGGAGUGUGUGUUGACCGAUCUGCAAUGUUUGACCUUAUGCUAACAAUCUACGUCUCUGGCUCUUGCUCUGUGCCCUUCGUCUACCUGGAAUGUGGUUCCAGAAACAGUAGAAUCAUAGAGUUAAAGAGUUGGAAGGGAUCUUGAGGAUCAUCUAGUCCAACCCGCUGCAAUGCAGGAAUAUACAGUUGUCCCAUACCGGAAUUGAACCUACAACCUGUAGUUCUCUUAUGGGGCUGCUUGGAUAGAAGGAAGGGAUAUUCACUGUUCAGAAGGGCAUUUCUGAGCAGCCUAUGAAUUGCCUUCAGUAAUUAAAGAAAACUGACUUGGACUAUUCCCAUGUAAAAUAAUCCAGUUGUUCUUUUUUUAAAAAAAUAACGCUUCUGUUGAUCCCUUUUAUAUACGAGUUGUUCCUUUUUGGCUACGUAAGCAACAGCAUUCACACCAGAAAAUAAAAGGAAUGGUUACGUAUUGUGUCAUAUUGAUGAUGCUUGAUCUGAAAAACAGGUUCUUUCCCCAUGAUUCCUUAUUUGCAGAAAAGCAGUUUAAAAAAAAUAAAAUAUAGUUAUAUCCUGCUUUUCUACGGUCACAGAACCCAAGGUGGUCUACACGUGGUUCUUAGAUAACCACCCAUCCUGUCGCUGAUCACACCCAGGCUGGCUUAACUUCAACAAGGUGUAGCCUAGGACCUUUAACUUAGUGUGUUUUCUAGGUUGUCAUUGAAUCAUUUCAAAGCAACCUAUAAAUAUAGGUAGGUUUUACAUAUCUGUAUUCAAACUUAAUCUUAACCAGGUGAUUUUUUAAAAGUUAAAUCUGAUCCCCCCCCCUUUUUUUAAGUUUGCCCUGAUUUUUUUUUUGGGGGGGGAGUUUGGGAAUCAUUGACUUAAAUAGAAAUAGUUUGAUCAGAAUUAGUCACUGAAACUUACUGCUUUUGUCCUCCCCCCCCCAUGUAAUCCCUUAGCCAGUAAUAUAUUUCUGUUGAUUAAACGGAUGUUUCCUCAUAUUGCUGGCCUUCUAAUAUUUGCUGCCGUUAUCCCCAGCAGGUUGUAAGAACUGUAUCAGGUUCCCUCCCCCCUCAUUCUUAAUUUCUUUUUCCUGGCAUUGUUUCCUUUAUCUUUAUUUGCUUCAAAUACACAGAACUGGAUCAACCCUAGAUACUUGUAGGAAAUCUGUGCUCCAAGCAUGGGCCCUAUGUAGCUAAAACAUUGCCAUUCACAGACAUGAUGAGGGUAUCAGCAGCUUUGAGGGAAAUGUCAGGGUUUGGAGAAGUACAAGAAAUCCUCAGGGGGAAACAGCUACCACCUAGUGAGCCUGCGAUGUAGACUGAUUAUUGCUAGCAGGGAUGGGACCAGGAGGUGUGGAAGGGAGUAUCGUGGAAAUGGGUAUGGCUGCGAGGAACCCUGAAUAGGAGCAUUCCAUUCUGCAACAUUUUGCUGCAGUCUCGCUUACAGCAUGCAUAAUCUAACCAUAUUAAUAACAGCAGUUGCUUGUAUACAUGCUUUUAUAAAUCUUCCAAGUAGUUUGGGGAUGGUUUCUUCCAAUGCUGCAAUUAACUCUUAUUCUUUAUUUUUUUCCAUUUCAGAACUUACAUUUAGAAUAUGAGGUGAUGAGGGCAACAGCAUGAUUUCUAUAUCAAUCUUUUAAAUCACUUUCGUCUCUUCUCCAGAUUCAUAAUUUAGUACCUGCCAUUAAGUUAGCCAAAGUUCUUCCAAGAGGCUGAUCCGAUGGUCUUGCUAUUCUGGGCGGCUGAUCUGCCAGCACUGUGCUAACGCAAUGUUGCCGAGAAACGUAUACUCUCCCCAAGCAGUGAAGUCAAAAGCACAAGAACAGAAUCACAAUAAUGCUUGCUAAUGAAACCUCUACUUUAGCCAUGCGUGGAAGGCAGCAAGCAUCACAUAGCAAGGAGUGGAAUGCCAGAAUGGUGUUGCAGAACUUUCCCCCACACAAUGUACAAGUUAGAAGAGCCCUCAGACUUUUUCUGGCAGAGAUGCCUAUGAGCCAGUAGUCAGUAGGUCUCGUUCAUGCAAGAUCGAGGGCAGGGAAGGCAAACAACAAGGGCACCAGAGGCACCACUGUGACAUGACUGGUAGUUCUAGUGGGUUAAAACAAUGCAGUAGUGGAUAGGGGGUUUGAAUUGCAAUGUAAAUGGGGCCUUCACAAGGGAAGCAUACUAUUUAGCAGUGAUAAUUUUGGGUGGACAAAGGAGAAGCAGUUCAUUUAUUCAUUGGUGACAUUUUGAUGACCAUCCACCAACCAAGUCUUUGGGGUGGUUUAAAAAACUUAUGAAUCAAUGAAAUAUGUUACCUGAAAUGUGUAAAUUGACAUUUGUGGUUGUGUUUUGCCAUGUAGGUUGAGCAUGGCCAUUUAUUUGGCGAUGCAAGUGUGUCAUUGCUUGACCCCAUAUCUCCCCAGAACCAGCUGGGGUACCAGCUGGGUAUUUUUCUCCCUCAGUACAUGUUCACUACUGUAGCCAUGACCAAAAUUUUGAGGUCUUUCUGCUGGUAAAAUGUGGGCACACCCUUUAAGAUUAGUCCUUUCAUAGGCAGUUAAAUGGCUGGUAAGAUCAAAUAUUAGAGUUGGGAGCAAAGCAUUCUACUUCCUCAAAUGUACAUAUUUAGAAGAUGAAUACUGAACAAUCGCUUGCCAAAUUCACAGGCAAAUUUAUAACAACCUCUUUAAGAAAAAUAUUGCUGGGAAGGAAAAGAAAAAGUCUCAUGUUUUUGUGCCAAAAUAUGCUGGGGAAAAGCUGGAAGAAAUCCUCUGAUUGGCCCUUGCCUUUGAAUGCUUAAAGCUGAGUUUCAUAGAACACAAAGUGGCUUUUCAAAUAAAAAUGUAAACCUUUUGUUUGAGGAGUAAUCUGAAAAUAGCAAUGUAAAACAUAUAUAUUGAGAUGCUCAGAAGCUCAGGGGAUAGCCGUAAUCCAGUGCAUAUUCUUUAUUUACUUAUGGAAGUACUAAGAGUGUUAAGUGUGACACAUUUGCUGGGGAUUUGUUACUUUCCAUAAAAUUUAACUACAUAUCUAUAUGAGAUUAGGGUCACUCCCCCCCCCUCCCCGGGCAGUGUUUCGCAGUUAUGGUAUGCCUGUGUGGUAAAAGUAGGAAUGUGAAUGAGAUGAAUUCUGCAGUGGCCAUGUUUACACACUGUGCUAAAAUAUGAUUUAGUACAGUGGUGCCCCGCAAGACGAAUGCCUCGCAAGACGGAAAAACCGCUAGACGAAAGGGUUUUCCGUUUUGAAGUUGCUUCGCAGGACGAAUUCCCCUAUGGGCUUGCUUCGCAAGACGAAAAUGUCUUGCGAGUCUUGAGAUUUUUUUUUCGCUUUCCCCCCCCUUUAUCUAAUCUGCUAAGCCUUUAAUAGCCUUUAAUAGCCUUUUAGCAGCUAAUCCCCUAAGCCUUUAAGCCUUUAAUAGCCGCUAAACAGCUGAUAGCGCUAAUAGCGCUAAUCCGUCAAUGGGCUUGCUUCGCAAGACGAAAAAACCGCUAGACGAAGACUCUUGCGGAACGGAUUAAUUUCGUCUUGCGAGGCACCACUGUACUUUGUGCAUGAGCAGGAAGAAGCUGAUGCAAACCUUGGGAUCUUGAUCUCUACCCUCUCCUUUCCUGUGUGGCUGGGAGGAAGGCUUCACCAGAGUUUCCUUUCACUUUUCACCAAACUUCGAUUGUCCUUAUGCAUGCACUAGAGAUUGUGGUUUAGAACAACCCACUUCAUACAUUGGGUUAUACAGUUAGCCUUUUCAACUAACCAGGGUUUGUCUUAAACUAUUAUCUCUGGUUCAUAUAACAUGAUAAACCAAGAUGAGUGGAAAGUAAAAACAAAACCUAGGAAAGUCCUCCUGGCCACAUGGGAGCAGGGAGUGCACGAUCCCAAGGCUUCGCUUCGGCUCAUUACAGCUUGUGCACAUAGGGCAAACCAUGGUUUAGCAUUACAUGUGAACUGGACCAGUGACUGGAGGUGAAAGAGUUCCACUUCAGCAGUGCAUAAAAUGAGGUUCUGCAGAAUAUUAUGGGAGGAGGAAUAAAUGGAUUUCUUUACUCCGAAUUUUCUGGCUGCUGUUGCUCUUGUUCUAAUUGUCCUUUGCAGAGGUGUCAGGGUUCCUUUUUCUUUUCAGUUUAAUUACAGAGAAAAUAAUUAACUUGAGCACCAAGUGGAGGAUUUGGGACUUGUGAAAAAAACAUUCCAAAGAAAAUCCUACUCUGUUCUGUUCCAAGAAUAUACUAGCCUCGGUUGAGAGACAACAAACCCAGAAAGCAUCUGUACCAAGAAGGCACAAAAUUUCAUUUUAAAUGCAAUUGUAUAUUUCUUUUAGAAUAUCUGCACCCUUUAAAAAACCAUUGAAAGUGAAAUACAUAUGUGUAAAAUGAGAUGAGAGGGGAGAGGAGGGAAAUGAACCUUGCUUGAGGAAAAGGUCUGUGGGUUGAGCAGUUCUGAAUAAGUGAGGGAAAAGCUGGCAUGGCUUGUACAUACUUGCAUACAUACUUUCCCUUGUCUGAAGCCUCUUUGCAUAAUACUUUUAUUGCCAGUUUUACAACAGUCAAACUUUGGAGUUUCAGGGAAACGUAGAAUCAAGCAGGUGCUUGCCUGGGAAAUUUUUUAUCUAUAGUUACGAAAAACCAAAUUCUGAUUUCACAAGAGAGGCAUCCCUGUGGGUGAGCAGUUAUGUGUGUGUAUGGCAAAAGACUAGUUUCUUCAUCUGCAAAGCAGCAUAGUUGCUAUGAGAGCAGGUUGAUGGGCCCUCUAUUCAGUUGUCAUUUCAGCUUCCAGGUGGCUUUAGGCAAGCCACUGUCUCUCUGCCUCAGCCUUCCCUUCUUUUACAGGGUUGUUGUAAAGAUAACAAAAAUGAUAUCUCUGAAGCAUUGUAGCAAGUUUAGGCACUAUAUUCAUACCUCCCACAAUAUAUUUUCUUAUUUGGCAACAGGCAAAGUCGCAUUUAUUUUCACGGGCCUUUUAAAUCGUGUUUUUACUCUCUAGUAUUAUGCUGUGUUUCAAUGUGGCUGAUUUACUCUGUGAAACUUGUUAGGCCUUGUACUGUGGCUUCUGAUAUUUAAGGUUCAUGCACCUUUUUGCUUGACCCAUAUUUUGAUUGUAUUUCAUACCAGUUAAUUCCCCUAGGUCAGAGAGUUUUUCUCCUUGUUCUGUGGCUGUGCCUUGCGAAAAUUCAAUCCUGCCCACCAAAUCGAAUUCUAUCAGAUGUGUGAAAAAUCCGAAGGGACACUUUGCUUAGCUGAACUUUGAUUCAGCGGGCAAGAUCGAAUUUUCCCAAGGCACCAGCCAUGGAACAACAAGAAAAGCUGUCAGACUCAGGGGAAUUAAUCAGUACGCAAUACAAUCAAAAUACGAAAGUGUUGAUGAAACCUUUUAGACUUCUCUGAUUUAAUAAAUAAAUAGUGCUGCUGCUGCUGUAUAGAACUUUAUUUAUAUGUUUUUAAUGAGCUUUAAACAUUUUUAAAUUAUUCUGAAGCAUCACCCAAAGGUGCCUUCCCCAUUGUGAUACCCUCCAGAUGUUCAACAUCAGCUCCCAUCAGUUGCAGCCACCAUGGGAUGAUGGGAGCUUAAUACAUCUUACAGUCUUGUACUGCAACACCCACAGUAACUCAAUAUCUCAUUUCAGUUGCAUAGACCUCAGCACCUGCCUUCACCUGAUCCCUGUAUAAUAGCAGGGGCAAGGUAGAGUUUCUCACACUUUAUUAUAUUGCUCAGCAUAGCAAUAUGUCAGUUUUUAAUGUCCAGAAUUAUAUAGGAUAAGGUGUGACAUUUGAAAGUUGCUUCACUGUUGGCAUAAUGUAAAUUAUGAAUGCUUAUUGCCUGAGAAACGUUAUUUGCAUCACUCAGCUGUCCUCUGCAAGUCUGGAUUCUAUUUUCACACUGAAAAAUAAGCUCUUUGUGUGCACAUCUUACAUAAGGUUGUGAUAUAGAAAUUAAUGAAAACACUUGUGUGCCUUUAAGGGGAGUGCCUGAUGUAGAGAGUUUUGGGCUCCAUUCGGUAGGAGUACAGAAAACAGAGACUGGCUAGAGACAAAGUUGAAGAAAAGGUGAUUAUUUCAAGUUUCAUAAAACAGCUGUAUCCAACUAAGUUAUAUUUGGAGUAGACUUGAAGUUCGACAAGUUCUGAGUACCAGAUGCUAGGUGCAAACAGCAGGGAUGGACAUUGCUUUCACACCCUGCUUUUGAGCUUCAAUAGGAUUCCAGUGCUGCAACACCAUUGGAGACAGGAGUGAGACCCUGUCAGCAUAUUGCAUCCUUGCUCAGGGAUCUCCACUGGCCUGUUUAUUAUGAGACAAAUUCAAUGUGUUUUUCAAUGUAUAUGAAGCUUAUACAAAUGCCAUCUAAUGUUGGUUCCGCCCUUGGGAGGGAUCUUACCUUUUAGUACAGUACCACUUAUGCUCUGAAUGCCUGCAAAAAUACUUUUUUAUUUAGGCAAGCCUACCGGGACACGUAAUUGUAUUAUCUGUACUGCAUCUUGAGCUCUGUAGAUUUCACCUAUAUUUCAAGGAGCUCUGACUUGCCCAGAACCUCACUGUGCAUCCCUAGCAAAGGUAAGGAAUCUAUUUCCCAAAAGCUUCUUUCUUCCCAGCUCUUUCCCCUCUUCUCUCCCCACCUUUCAGCUUAAUGUUUUUUGUCCUUCUGCUGCUGCUUAAUCAUUCCCCAUUUUCUGCCUCUAAUCCCACUUAAUUCCCUCCUUUUACUUCAGUUCUUCCUCUUUCUUGCUUUACAGUGGUACCUCAGGUUACGAACAGUCAUGCUUAUGAACGCUUCAGGUUACGAACUCUACAAACCCGGAAGUAGGUGUUCUGGGUUGCGAACUUUGCCCCGGUAUACGAACGCAAUCUGCUUCAGGGGCUGCGGGAGCCUAUGUGGGGAAUGUGCGCCUCGGGUUAAGAAUGCUUCGGGUUAAGAACGGACUUCCGGAACGAAUUAAAUUCAUAAUCUGAGGUACCACUGUACUGCACUGAGGUUGGGAACAAUGGCAACAGAUUAACACAGACCAGGGUCCUGUUUCUUUACCAAAGCACUGCUGUGUCAGUCAUAAUGUUAGCAGUGUAGUCUGGCAGCAGUGUCAGAGUUCUCCUCCUACUGGUGGACGUUGACUAAGGCAUCUAUUCUAACAGUCAAAAAAGGGGGGAAGUUUAAACAUGAUUCUGAAAUGUGGUAACAUCUCACAAGGCAGUUGCAGGCAACACUUUCGUCUCUUGAGCUUGUUGAAGCUACAGAGUGGAGCAAAGUUGAUGAAAUUUGCUAGCUGAAGAAUUGUGCUCCAGCUGCUGCAGUCCUUGAACAUAUUAAGAAAAAAGCUGUCCACAGGGUGGAGAUGCGGGUGGAAGUCUGGUUGCAAGAAGUCUGGCACAAUUGAAGAAAGAUAACAUGACAAAAAUAGAAAUGCUGACCCACACAGGCAUAAAAUUGUCACUGAGCACCCCAUAGUUUAUAUUUUUCUGGUUUUAAGUUGAGCAGCAACAUGCAAUGCUGUAUUUUCAGCAGCAGCUACGUUUGUUCAUGAUUCUUUAGAGAGUGCAUAUCUGUAAGUUUUAAACUGUUUUUAAUAUUGUCGGCCCUGGGACCUUAGGGUGAAGAGCAGGCAAUAAAUAAAUAAAUAGCUUUCUGUUGAGUACAAUUUGGAUAGUCCGCCCCCAGAGGCUAGUAGAAUCCAAUGAAUUUGUGAAUGCCUUGGGUUUCUUCCCCAAGGGAUACAGGAAGUGACCAUGUUGAAGGGCUUUUUUGUGCUAUUGAAUAGUAAGAUGUGUAAGGAUAUUGAUACAGCUGCCCCCAGUAACCUCCAGAUUGGAUUUCUUUACCAUGCUCUAUGUGGGACUGCCCUUGAGGCUGAUGCAGAAACUGCAGCUAGUGGAAAUGUGGUGGUUCAACAGCUCACUGGGGUGAAAUAUUGCAAUCAUUUUACAGUAUGCCGUUACUGAAGGAGUUCCAGUGGCUGUCAAAUAGCUGUUUGUGUAGCUUCAGGGUGCUGGUAUUUAUGUCGGAUAUAAAAGAUUGCCACAUCCGUUACAUAUCCAACUCAUCACUGUGUUAAGCCUGACUUAAUUGCUUCUGGUGCAGUGGAACACCGUGACAGAAACCAGAGUGCAUGGAAACACUGUGUACCUUCUCACCACAGCAGUACCUUUUUAUCUACUUUCACUGGCGUGCUUUUGAACUGCUAGGUUGGCAGUUCAUGUGCAACAUGAAGCCACUUGACAAGACUGCUUUCCCUUCAGCAUGAUGAAGUUCUGCAGUUGCUGUUUCAUAUGAUGGAAUCUAUGUAAAAGUUGGCUCUUUCAUCACCACAUGCUGGGCUAACAUCUUAUCAUGAGGGUGUUUAUAACGCUUCUUUGAUGCCCACACCAUACCGCAAACUGCUCACAGAAACACUCAGUUACAAAAGAAGCUUUUCUUGUGUGCCAAUGAAGAGCUUUUCUCAUGGGAAUAUGGAUCUAGGCUUGUUGGUGUAGGUUGACUGAAAUUAGUGAUAAAAAUUGCAAAAGAGUCAACAGUCAUGUCACCACCCAAAGUAAGUUUAAAUCAAAAAUGGGAGAGGGAGAGAGAAGAUUUGUGGGAAUAAAAUGAAUAAUAAAAUGAAUAUAGUUGGGAUCCACCCAACUUUUCUCUAUUAAUCAUUAUUUAUUGGAUUUGUUUGUUUCGUUAUUUAACUACAUUAAAAGCAUCUCAGCCACUUCUAAAAGGCCACAGAUAGUAUAAGGCCAUAGACCUGUUUAUAGAAGAAAGGUUUUGCCUGGUGCCGAUAGAUACAUAAUUAUGGUGCCAGGCAAGUACCCCUGGGGAGAAGGUUACACAAACGGGGAGCCACUGCAGAAAAGGUCCCUCCAGACCUCUUGGGGACAUUUGUAUGUGAACAGAGCUUCCCUCGCUCUCCUCCCACCUCUGGGACAUUCAGGAGAACCCCUACAACAAAGAGUGGCAAUUGUUGCAUCUGAUAAGCUUGCACAAACUGAUUUUUUUUUAAAUGGCUCAGAGUUUGAAUUCCACCCCAUGUUAUUCUCUAAUAUGCACAACAGUGUAAUAUUGUUCCCAGCACUGAAGUGAAUAGAGUUCUAGAACUGAUGUACUCUUUUUGUUUUGAUUUCCAGAGUUAACACCAUUUAACACAAGUAGCAACACUUGCUGUGUGCUAGUCUCAAGAAUGCAAUUGCUUCAGUUUGAUUAAACAUGUACUUUGGGAAUAUAGUCGUGACGCAUGAGUAGGAUAAAAAGCUGUGCUUUUCCUAGUCUCUUGAAACUUAACUGUUUGCUUUGUAGUGAAAUUAAAAUUCCCAUUAAGUAUUGCUGCUGCGCAUUCAUUAAUCUUGUUCCAGUAAUUAUUUCAGAUGUAUUUGUUUAUUGUUCCAAGAGGUGUCUGCAGGUCUCCUCCUAUAUAAUCACAAUUCCCUAAAGAUGUACAUGGAGAUGCUGGUUUUGAUCCCUAAAGCUCUAAAUAGCUUGGAUUAUCUUUAGGAAUAUUUUUUCCGAUACGAACACUGCAGGCAUGCCCAUUGACAUUGCUAAACAAUAACCUGCUCCACUUAGUUUGUGCUCUAGAAGUUCUGCUAGGCCUACUGUAUGCCUUUGUUUUCUGAAAAGUUUUUAGUUACCUCUUACGCGCUAUCAGGUUUUUUUUUAUUUGCUGUUGGUUAUUUAGUCAUUGGCUUGAUUUCUAAGUAGGCUUCUGCAGAUGGAUGGGACCGAGAUUCUGCAGACAAUCCCACCAGUGGGUGAAACAAUAUUUUUGAUGAUUUUCCUUCCCCUUUUAGCCCCUUGCACCACAUUUCAUAAGAAUCUAAGAAUAACCCUGCUGGAUCAGACCAAAUGCCCAUCUAGUCCAGCAUCCUGUUAUAACACUUCUGGUUGGCUGGUUAUUGCCAUGCUGGCCAUGAUCUCCACAAUAAAUAAAUAAAAUGCUUGUAUGGACAACUGAAUUCCAUAGGUUUCUGAAAAAAUAUUUCUUUCUCAUUGCCAACUUUCUUUUUUGGGGGGGGGGGGAUACUGCACAAGAGGUAACUAAAACCUCUUCAGAAUACAAAGGCAUACAUACCUUGAGAUUAGUCCAAGCUAAUCUCUUCACCCGUAAACAGGCUGUGAUAUUAGCAGCAGGCUUAUUAUUAGCAGGGUUCCACUUUUAUGUCUAACUGUUCCCAAAUGGCUGGUUUGGGGCUAAAGUCUUGAACUGGGUGUAUGAGAGCUUCACAAUCAAGUACAGUAUUGUAAUUCAACUCCAGUUUAUUAUUGGCAUUCUUGAAAGUGUGAUUCCAUUCAUAGUGUGACAGAGUUACAGAAGUUAAACAGUGCAGGAUAUCAGUGCACCAUCUGCUAAAUUAUGCUCACAGUAAUGGAGUUCACACAUCACAUAGGGGAUAUUGUGUGAGAGAAAAAGAAGUUUUAAAAUAUUAUCUUACCCGUGAUUCAAAGGAGCGAAGAUUAAUAUGCAGCACCUGCAAAGCCUCUGUGUAGCUCAUGAAAUUUAAUGGAUUGCUUUUCAUUAGUAAAUAAUUAUGAGGAAUGGUGCUUUGGUGUAGUCUGUUUGCUGACUAAAGAGAAAUAAUUGAAAUUUAACAAUUCUUAAACUCAGCUAUAAAUCUGCAAGCUCUUGUUUUGAGUUCAUUCUUCAUCAUAGUUUUGCUGCUGCUGCUGCUGCUGUUAAGCAGCUCAAGAGAGGAUUCAAAGUUCGCCUGGCUUUGGUUGCUUGAAUUUCAGUCUGUUUGGAUAGAAUACUUCCUUAGGUUGUAAAGAAAGGCGCUUGUAGAUGUGUCUCUGUUAUGGAAUGUCUAGCUGUACAGAAUGUUCUUGUUCACUCAACUUCCGGGGUGUUCACUCAACUUCCGGGGUGGCGCCAUUGGCAAUGGCGGACUCCCUCUGAACUGGAGGGACCAGCUCCGCAUGAAACGGGUCUUUUCCGCUACGGCGAAGCGGGGACCCUUCUGGAAAUCACAGGCGGAUGAAGCCUGUGACCGUGGGACUCGGCGGGCACCCUUAGCGCCCCCCCAACCCGCAAAGGAACCCACUAACGGGCUCCGAAGCGAAGAGGGGGAAGUGGCGCGGUGCUGUGAGUCAAUUGCUUUUUCUGUGGAGCGAAGCCGCAUAGCCGUUGCCAGAGAGCGCUGCCUUUUUCCUGGGACAAUUUGGCAUCUAAAAUAACCACCCGUGAGUACUGGAACAUUGAACAUUUGGACUUUAAAUAAGAACUGGCGAAAUAGAAAGGAAUUUGGACUUAAAAAUUUACCUUAAUUUGGUACUGAAAUGGUAAGGUCUAAACAGGAAGUCAGCCUUCCGUUUCCUUGUAGCCAGAAUAAAGCAAAGACAACAUAAACUAGAGCUUUAAAAAUCACUUUCAAAGGAUUGGUUUUCAUCAUUUAAAAUUGCUGAACCCCCCUUUGGCAGCAGGAGAAGAAGGGGGAUCUUUUUUGGGCUGUUUAAACCUGCAGAAGUGAGUUUAAAGCAAAGUAAUUUUCCACCGUCCUGAUCCUGGAGCGGGGUGUCAGAAUUGACGUUUGAAGCUCAUUGACCAGAAACAAAUGUCUUUGACAGAUAGUUAAAAGAAGAGAAACAUAGUGAUUCCAUUGUUUCCUUUCGCAUUUUAAAAAGAACAAAUAUGGACAAAAUACCUUAAAAAAGAAACGUUGUUGCUAUUGUUUUUAAAAGAAAGAACAAUCAGAAGAUUUCCCCCUAGAGGGGGACUGUGAAAUUGUAACUAAUUCCUGGGAGCUUGCAGCUGCCACAGAUUACAACCGUGGGAAAGGAUUUGUGGCCUUGCAGGACAAUGUCUUCAGAAGCACUGUUGGGUGCUCUCUGCAAAAUAAAUGCCCUAUUGGAUCAGUUAAGCCAGAAGACGGAUUUGAUGACUAAUGCGGCCAGAACCUUUGAACAGGUAGUGGGAAAUUAUAUGGAGCCCACCCAGGAGCUAAAACAGGAGUGUGCCAUGACAGAACAGCUGAGAGAAGAGGAUGCUGCUGAAUCUUGGGCGCCAGAGACGGAGGGAGCUGCGGCCCAGCAGGAACAUAAAUUUUUGGAUUUGACAAAUGAACUUGGAAAAAACCAGACUUGGAAAGAUAAAGUUUGGUUUGGUUUGGAAAUGGGGGGUUGGACAGAACCCCCCUAUACAGGGAGAUUUGGACUUUUCGAGUCUGGCAAUGGGCCAGAUGUUUGGAGCUGUGGGGGCUCUCAAUUUUGGAGGGAAUCUGAAACAUGUUUUUAAAUACCACAUGGAGUCUAGUCUGGACUAUGGAAAAGGGGCUGAUUUGUUGAAAAGGGUCAAAAACAUUACCAAGCUGGAGUUCCCACGAAUGAAAGGAAAAUAUGAAGAAGAGCUGCGGAAGGGACAUGGAAGAGACUUGAGGGCUUCGGAUAUAAGAUUACCAGGUUAAUGUGCUAGAUUAAUAAGAUAAAAAGGACUGACAAAACCCGGGACCAGGAGGAAGGGACGCUGGAUGAAGAUUGGAUUGUUUAUUUCUUUUUUUUAUCAUUAGGAUUGUUCUAUAAAAUUGAUGAAUGCUAGAAAAAUGUUGAAAUGAAAUUACUUGGCUCUUGUAAAAAUGUCUAAAGAAUUUGGUAAGAAUGUUAUGGCUAGGAGAAGUUGGUAAAAAUAAGAUUUAAGUUUUAAACUUUAAGGUUUUCUAUAAGAUAAGAUGAAAAUAGAUUAAGGUAAUGUAAUGACAGAAUACUAUGAAUUAUGGAAAGGAUUUGCUGUGAUUAUUAUUAAUCAGGAUACAAGAAAAGGGAGGAGGAGGAGGUCAAAGAAAGAAGGUAUUGAAAGUGGAGAAUUUGAGAAUGAUGGUUUUAUUUUUUAUUUUUAUUUUUCUGUCUUGUCUUUUUUGUGUGUGUAAUUUUAAAAAAAAUUUUUUUCAAUAAAUAUCAUUUUAAAAAACCCCAGAAUGUUCUUGUUCACUCAACUUCCAAUAGAUGUUAAGCACCAGAUAAUCAAAUAUUAUUUUAACACUCAUAAAAAAUGUAAGGAAAAUAUUGAUGAAAGUUUCAAACACAAAGAAGGCAAAACUUAAUUGUUAUUGCUGGUGCUGUUGUUGUUGUUGUUAAAAAACAGCCUCUUCUGUGUGUAGACCACACUCCCUAAAAUUAGGGAGGCCCUAAUUUUACUUUCAGUGCAGAUGUUGCAAUGACAAAAAGAACGCAAUAAGAAAAUAGAAGAAAUUAAUAGUUACUUAAUGCAAAAUAUAUUAAUACUUGCAUAUAAUCAGUGAAGUUACUUGAUAUAAUUAUACUUCGAUUUUGCACUGUGUGAAGAAUAACUUUCUUUUGUCUGUCCUGAAUAUUACAACAUUCAGCUUCAUUGGCUGUCCCUGAGUUUGAGUGUUAUAUGUAUUCCUACAACCAUAAGAUUGUGUACAGUUUGAUACAAAUUAUAAUAAUGAAAGGAAAUUGAAAAUUUUCCUACUUCUCAACUCAUAACAUUACACUUUCUCUUCCUAGAAUUUUUUUUGGCCAAUUUGUGGUCCUUUAGCAGCAGGUAUCCCUGUUGAGUGCAUUAAAGAUAUUGAGCCAUUCAUCUGCAAAUGCAUACUCUUUUGAGCUAUAGAUAUAGCCAACACUUUGCUUCAGUUUCCUUGCGAUACCUGUGCCAUUUGAGUAAAUGACAUUAAAUAAGUUGGAGUUCUUGUUAUUAAAUAUACCAAGAAAAAAGCACACCAAGAACUCAGGCCAAAAGUAAAUGAGUAAAUGAGGCACGUGCUGUGCAAAGUUCAAUGUGAUGAAGCUCACAAGGAUAAUUUUCCAUAUGAUUUUGAGCCCCCUAUCAUUCAAAACAUCUCUCUCCAUUUCUUUAAAUUCCAAUUUAUUGUUAGCCUUUCUCUGCUUGUAAUUACAUAUUUUAUUCAGAUUCAAGACAAUUAUUUGUUGCAGAUCAUGGAAAAAGUGACUUAUGGGAAGAUCAGGCAGCUUUUAAAAGGUUACUUGAGUAAAACAUAUUUUGUUGUUGAAGAAACAUCAAGAAAUAAACAAACAACCUGAUUUAAGUGCAGACUGCAUUGGGAACCAAGAGGCUUGAAAGCAGAAUAUUAGGCCAUUGCUGCGGAUGAUUCCAUGUAACUGGUGAUGAUGGGAAUGAUGAUGGGUCAUUUAUGCUUUACACAAGUAAUAUUUUAGAUAAAAUUGGUUUAAGCAGAAGAGGGUAUACCCUGUGUCUCUGCUGAGUUUUUUUUUUUUUUAAUACAGUAAAGCUGUUCUGUAACCUCAGAGGUAUUAUUUGUUUCCCAUGUGGGCUUUCAACUAAUUAACACAGGGAAAACACAACCUCAAGUGGGUCUCAAGAGGACUAUUAUAAAAAUAAAUAUUGUGGUAAGAAACUGUUGAUGCAUCUUGAUCUGCGGCCACACAACCCUGGAGUAAUUCACUCAGAAUAUCCUCUUCCACCUGGUCCUAUGCUUACAAUUAUUCUGAAUAGAACACUCUCUGCACAUAAACUUUCACUGAGAGACUGGGAAAUGUCUCUCUUGCUUGUCCUGGUUAUAAAGUUAUGGAAGUGUGGCUAAUGGUAAAUAAAGGUCACUUAGGUAAACGUGGGUGGUGCUGUGGUCUAAACCACUGAGCCCAGGGCUUGCUGAUCGGAAGGUCGGCGGUUCGAAUCCCCGCAACGGGGUGAGAUCCCAUUGCUCGGUCCCAGCUCCUGCCAACCUAGCAGUUUGAAAGCACGUCAAAGUGCAAGUAGAUAAAUAGGUACUGCUCCGGCGGGAAGGUAAACCGUGCACUGCUCUGGUUUCGCCAGAAGCAGCUUAGUCAUGCUGGCCACAUGACCCGGAAGCUGUCUGCAGACAAACGGCAGCUCCCUCGGCCAGUAAAGCGAGAUGAGCGCCGCAACCCCAGAGUUGUCCGCAACUGGACUUAACGGUCAGGGGUCCCUUUACAUAAGAUCGCAGUGCGAAUGAGAAAGACAGAAGGAGGAGAAUACUUUUGUAAACAGUUAAUUUUCUUCACCUCCAAGUUGCCUCCUUUUCCUUUAAGUCUACUGCAUAGGCAAAAUACUGGAUCAUUUGGGCCAAUUGGGUGGUCUUUGUGCAUUUAAGUUGUCCGCUUUUUUCUUACGCUGGACUUUGUUUCUCCCAUCAGGCAUUUAGACAUUAAUGCUGUACUCAUCAGAUUUGUUCUUUGUCAUUUUCGUUAAAAUCCUGUUUUUCUUGCAAAACGGUUGUAUUUUGAAACUUCUUAUGCUAUCUGAUUUGGCAUAUAAAUGGAUGUGAUUGAAGCAUGUCAGGUAAAAGCUGAUGUUCCAUUCGGGGAAGGAUGGAACCACAUGCAGUUGUUGGUGGGAUAUAUUCUUUGGGGGGGGGGUUGCUUAAACUUUUCUCCCCAAACUGAUUCUCUCUGCACUGGCUCCACAGGCCACAUAUGCACCACCAAUUUCAUUUUCAUUUUCGUAGCCCAGUUUGAGGGGGGAGCAGUUCAAAAAUAGCUUGAGGAGGAAAUGUACAGGAAACUAGUUACUCAUCAUAUUUUAGAAAUUGUGCAACAUACAAUUUAUGAAUAAUAAGUGAAUGUUUUCUGAACAAGUUGUGGCAAUUUCAGUCUACUAGGUAUUUCCUCCAAAGCAUCCAUGGUGUGUCUUGUUGUAAACCCCAAUGCUUACUUCCGCUUCUCUAUUACAAAGCACUAUACAGUCACUAUACAGGGACGCGGGUGGCGCUGUGGGUAAAAGCCUCAGCGCCUAGGGCUUGCCGAUCGAAAGGUCGGCGGUUCGAAUCCCCGCGGGGUGCGCUUCCGUUGUUCGGUCCCAGCGCCUGCCAACCUAGCAGUUCGAAAGCACUCCCGGGUGCAAGUAGAUAAAUAGGGACCGCUUACUAGCGGGAAGGUGGCUCUGGCUCGCCAGAGCCAGGCUGUGGCUCUGGCUCGCCAGAGCAGCGAUGUCACGCUGGCCACGUGACCCGGAAGUGUCUCCGGACAGCGCUGGCCCCCGGCCUCUUGAGUGAGAUGGGCGCACAACCCUAGAGUCUGUCAAGACUGGCCCGUACGGGCAGGGGUACCUUUACCUUUUAUACAGUCAUACCUCGGGUUACAGAUGCUUCAGGUUGUGCAAUUUCAGGUUGCGCACCGUGCCGAACCCAGAAGUACCAGAAUGGGUUACUUCCAGGUUUCGACACAAGUGCAGAAGCACCGAACUGCGACCUGUGCUCGCGCAGACGUGGCGCUGCGGGUUGUGAACGCUGCGGAUUGCAAAUGUUCCUCCCGCACGGAUCACAUUCGCAACCUGAGCGUCCACUGUAUAGGAUUCUUGCAGCAAGAUUUGUCAAUAUGUAACCUCCAAAUAUUCUCUCUGCAUCUUCCAUGAAUCACAGUUGCUGUUGUUUUAUAACAGUGGUUUUAAGCUGUUAGCACUCGUUAUUUCAUGAAAAUGUCUUGGCAAGACAUUCAAGGAUCAGAAACCAGAAAGCAAGAUAAAUAGAAGUUCAAAUUAUCUCGCCUGCCUCCUUGAUUUGCAAAUAAUGGUGAGUGAGCCAGGACUGAUAAAGGAUGAAAACACUGGAGAGUAGAGGCCUGUGGUAGUCAUCUACAAUUUGUCAUUUGCUGUGUUUAUUUCUUAUAUUUCUUACCUGCGCUUCGAUGUAAGGUCCCAGGUGGGUUACAACAAUUUUAAAAUAAGGUAUAAAUGAAAAUGGCCUGCAAGUUGUGAUAAUUGCAGCACUGUGGUUCAUAUUUCUGAUUUUAUUUUGAAUAAAUAAAACCUGCAUUAAAGUAUUGUGGUAAAGGAGGUCAUAAUGUUAAAAAUGCAAGAGUGGUAGUACUUCUCUAUUGUUGUUACUGCUUGAAGUUUACAACUGGAGACAAAAAGUCUGUUUUUUCUGGUAGAAGAUAAAUCGUUUCAUCUCUGUUCUUAGAUUUUUUUUUUCUUGGCUGGCCCAAACUUAGUGUUUAUAAUGUUAUUUCCCUAAAUAAUAUGUAGAAAAGGCACAUGGUUCAGGAGAAUUCAAAGCAGUCAGUGCUUUUGAAUUAAAAUUGCAUUUCUGAUCACUGCUGCAGUUGCUUUUAGAGAACCAGGACUGUAACUGUAGAACACCCCCUGCUGGAAAACACACACACACAAAAAUCCACAAUUGAAAUCUUUUACAACAUUUAAUGAAAUCAAAAGGCUGGCUAAAUGGAAGUCCAGUGCACUGAGAGAAAACAUUGAGAUGGUUUUUUCUUUCAGUUUACACCAAAGCUAGUACCUAGAUUUUCCUAUAGAUUGUAGAAUUAAACUAUGAAACAGUUCAAUCCUGGACUUGAAUAAUUAGUCUUCGUCAUCAGCAUUAUGCUUACUUGCCUUACUAACAGUCCAAAACAGUCUCUUCAAUUUAGCAUUCAAAUUACUAAGGCCGCAAUCCUAAGCAUGUUUCCACACAAAUCAGACCUGUGCUGCUUUGUUAACUCUCAUGUCAGCUGAUCUGCACGAUAGCGCCUGCUCACUCAAAGGUUCAAAGGUGCCUUUUCACUAUAUCCCUUCUACUGUGUGAGAAAUUUCUGCUCACUAAUAAGAUUAUGUGUUAAAGCAAGAAUUUGGUCUGAAUGGUAGUCUAACACAGUACUUUAGUCAGAGAAAACUGUUGUUGAGAAAUACAGUACUGUCAAAGAAACUUCGUUCCCAGAGAGCUACAGAGCAAUCUUUUGUGGGUUGUUACAGAAUUAAGGAAAUAGAAAUUCUUUGUUUCCAUUAUUUUCUUCCAUUAUUGUUGUGUGACUUUAUGUGUUAUUGCCCGAAGAAAGAGCUUUCAGUCAGAUGAAGGCUGGGAGGAAGGUGUGAUCCUUACAAACGUUAAUACAUUUUAACCUUAUCUGGAUUCACAGUGUUCUUCUAAUCAUAUGUAACCAAUGUAAGAAGUGCUCAUCUUUUGGAACUUCUUGUUGUGAACUGGGUGUUAUUUUAGGACUUUAGUCAUAUUGAUUCAUAAGAAAAGAAGAAGAAGAACCACAUCCAAAAUCCAGUUGGGGACCAACCAAAAUAUUACAAAAUAGUUACAAACUUUAGAACUCUUUGUCAAGCAAGAAGCUACAGAAAGGAGGUGGUAGGAUGAUGAAGAAUAAAAAGCAAAGGAGUACAUGUGUCAUCCACAGAGUCAUUAGAUAAUGUUCUUGAUCCCUUUAUUUCACAAUGUGGUGUGAGACUGAGGAAAUUGGCUUGAAAGGCAUGGUAACAUUUCUCCCAUGUGUAAUAUGGAAAUUGGGACUGUUUAAACUACAGUAAACCAGUGAGAAAGAUGGGAAUGGUUGAAACAUGUAUGGGUAUUAGUUAUACAUGAAUAUGCGUUAUGAAGGAAGUUACUCAUAAUGAUUUGCCUAGAGGGCCAUCAGGGCUUUGCUUUUUUUGCACGCAGCAUUUCAUAUAUUUCAUGUAUUUGAGUUUCACAUUUCCUAAAUAUUACCUAUUCUAGUUUAUUGCUUAUCCUUUUGAGGUUUGCUGUUGUGUUUGAUUUCAUUUUGGGUAUUUUUCUUAUUCUUUAGUGCACCACUAAGUACAUGAAAUUUCUGUGCAUGAGAGCAAGUGUCCCUUUGUUCUUUGCUGCCAUUAAGAAAUAGGUAGUGGUUCCAUAUUUUUCCAGUACUUAAAGAUCUCCAGUCUAGCUGCUGAUAAACAGUAUGUGAUCCAUGUCUUUACAAGAAUAAUAAUCCUCAUUGUCAGAAAUAGGCUGAGGGAGCCGGCGCUUGCCUACAGACAGCUUUCUGGGUCAUGUGGCCAGCAUGACUAAAUCGCUUCUGGCGUAAUGGAAUGCCAUGACAGAGACCAGAGCACACAGAAACACCGUUUACCUUCCCGCCAUAGAGGUACCUAUUUGUCUAAUUGCACUGGUAUGCUUUCGAAGCUGGGACAGAGCAACAGGAGCUCAUCCCGUUGCGCAGAUUCGAACUGCUGACCUUCUGAUAGGCAAGCCCAAGAGGCUCGAUGGUUUAGACCACAGUGCCACCUGCGCCCCUGGUGUCAGAAAUGCCUAGUGCUUAAACAUGCAUAAUAUCCUAAUUCAUGACCUGUUUCUUUGAUGCCACUAAUAAGAUUGGGCAUUUUAUAAAAGUGCCCACCAUGGCAUAUGACAGAGUACUCACACUCCUAUAGCCUUUCCAACAAAGAUUUUAAUCAAGGAAAAAAGGAAGAUACCUUUUCCAUAGCACAGCCUUUCUUAGUCAAGAGGUCAUUUUCUUCUUUUUUUCUUUUAGCUAUUGACUGGUGAAAACUCAAGACAGGAGUUUUCACUCCUGUGAUGGUAAUACUCCACUUUCUCCGUAAUUUGUUAAUUUAUUAAUUUGAUACCUGCUGGGCAACAUUCAGUUUCAUGAGGAGCAUUUUCAGGCUAUAGCAUCGUUGGGGGGGGGCAAAGUUACAGAGCAAGACAUGUUUUCUGUCACUAGAUAGUUUUAUAUUUUAUUUAUCUUGAUGGAUAGUACUUCUAGUUCCUUCCAGUUAGCAUAAUAUAUCUUAAAGAAAUAUUUUGAAUAGGUUAUGAAUAAUGGUUUGAAUUUAAUAGGUUUGAAUAAUGGUCUUUUAUAGACCAUGCACAAUUUAGUUCUAUGAAGGAGGCUCUGGGGAGGGAGAAACAUUUGUUGUUCAAGAGCAGACUAGAGAGCUCCCCUCUUCACAGGUAUGUUUUUAGGUAGAAAAGUUUUCUUGCAAGGCACAGCAUAUGGAGCUAUCUUCUGCGCAUGAAAGAGAGGUCAUGGCAACUCUGUUUUUAUGGGAAAUGCAAAGGUAUCAGCUGAGAGCUCAACAUCAUAUCUGUGGCAUUUUUGGCAACCUGAAGUAUGCAAUGGAGAUUAUGAAAAUUGCUGAAGCAGAAAUUCAAUGACGUGCUCAUACGGCUAUUGGCCGGAAGAUUUGUGUAAAUGCAGAAAACUUCCCAGGGGCCCAUUUUGCUCCUUUUACAGAUUUAAAUGUUAAUUUGUUGAUCUGAUGGUUGCUGUUCUCUCCUAGAUGAGGGAAACAGGCCCAGUUUGAUGUGCAUAUCCAGAAAUGCAUAGACUUCUGGUACUUCAUUUCUUGAAUCGCAGUUUGGCAUCAUUUACAUACUGGAACUUUUGCUAAAUAGACUAGAAAAUGCCAUUUCUUGGACGCAUUCCUGAUUGCACAGUUUAUAUUCUCAGUUAUAGUAACAGCUCUUCAUUUCCUUCCUUCCUUCCUUCCUUCCUUCCUUCCUUCCUUCCUUCCUUCCCCCAUACCCUACCAGGAGAGUAAAGAAUUCUGCUUAGUUUCAAUACUGUGAAGUCAAAUUAUUAUUUAGAACAUAAUUGGCAACACAAUAUAGUUAAUACAGUAUUGAUGUACUUUUUAAAAAGUACAUCUGAUACAGAAGCCAAUCUAUACCAAUAGCAGCUUUUUAUUUUAACUCCUUUCUCCUUCUGAUAUCCAAAGGUUUGGUAUUACAGAAUCACUAUUAAACGUAUAGUACUGUGAUUUUAGACUUCUUAGAGAUGUAAAAUUUCCCCAAUAUCCUUAGGAAACUCAUUACAGUACAUUUAUUGACUGAGUCCAGGGCUUGAUGAACUUCAGACCUAGGUUUGUCUUCUGGGAUGUCCACUCCAGUGUUCAGAUUCUGAACAAUGUAGGCGUUUUAACAGGCAAUGCCUACUAUGUUUGAAAACAACUAGCACUGACUGCGGUUGAUCAUGUAUUUUGAAAGUGUAUGUGGCAAACAUCUGGUCACAGAUGUCUGCAUCACCUUUAGUCUCAUUAUAAAAAAAUAGAAUGAUCACAGGCUUCAAUUUGUUGUUUGAAAUUACUGCAUCUUUAUACGUUGAAGAAAGGAGAAUAACUAUUCUUUUCUUUCUUUGGCAGAUAGCUUACAAGUGUUGAAUCAUUUUCAAAACAAAACAUGUUGUGUUCAUGCUUUUGUAUUUGUGGAAACUCUUGAGUAUUUUCUGGUAUUUUCCCCAGUCGUGUCAACCAGUCAGGUUGCUUACUAGCUGAUCUGUUGGCUAGUGCCAUGCUGCUGAAAAGGUAAUCAGUUCUGUUUCAGCCAGAAUCCUGUAAAUGCAGCAUUAAUGUCUUAACCAUGGUUUUGAGCUGCUGGGGCACCUUUUUCCUUCCCUACCCAUAUGCCUGCAUCGUAAACAUAUGUUGUUUUGGAAUUGCAACACAUCCACAAUUCAAUGGAGCUUACGUCUACAUAAGUGGAUAAAGGAUUGCAGUCUUAACCAAUAAUAUGUGCAUAACUACUGCAGAAGAUAAAAAUUUCCUGUUUCAAGAUACUUAUAUGUUUAUAGUAGGGCAGACUGUGUGUGAUCCUGAAUGACUGUAUGUCUGCAUGCACACCCUCAUCUUUUCUGGGCUGGGGAACAGCGAACCCUUGCUCCAUCCAGUCUUCUCUACAAGACAAAUCCCUGAUGCAAUUUAAAAAGAUAGGCUACCACUUACAUAAAGACAUCUUGGGCUCAUGGAAUAUCUGACCAUAGUUUGACAAUAGACAAAUAAUUAAUAAGGCACUAGGCAAAUAAUAGAUUUUCUUUGACUCCCAUCCCAACUGUACUGUUCUUUAACAUAAUAGAAUAUUAUCCUUCUUUGUUGUUUGCUUAUCCUGUGGUUUAUCCAAGAAGCUCAAGUAGGAUUAUGGUUCACCAGUUUAUAGGACUUAAGAGUUAUUCCUCCCUGUUUUUUUCCUUUUCAAAGCCCUUCUGCUUUUUCUUAUGCCCUGUUUCACUUUAUGAUAAUACUAAUAAUAAUUCUGUGUGUGUAUAGCAUUUUAUAUUGAAAGAACUACAGCUUUCAAGAUUUAUGUUACUUUAUUUUGAAAUAGUAGAUUUCACUUAAAAAAAUUAUGUAUGUAUGUAUGUAUGUAUGUGUAUGUGUAUUUUUUUCCAAUCCUCUGCCAUUCCUCCCCACCAUACAGUCUGAUAUAUUCUUGUGCAUGGCAAUUGGCCUUAAGGCGAUUAUUGGAUUAGGGCAAAGACUCAGUAUGUCAACACUGACACUAUCAUUUAAUGCAAGGUAUUUACAAUUUUAUUCACCUAUGCCCGUGUUACAUUAAUUUCUUAUGGUGCUGGAGCUUUAAGAACUUGGGUGGUUUAACAAGAUGCCUCUGUGACAAGAGGAGAAGAUACCAGCCCGUCUCUUGUUGCCGAGGAAGCAGCUUUUAAGUAACAGCAAUGUUUCCCGAUUUACCACAGUGUGCUUUUGUCAUCAUAAUCCUUCCUUCUUGUCAAGACUGAUUUGUUCUUCAAGCGAGGGACUGUCAUCUUCCUGUUUUUCCCGUGGCUUUCCCCCCCAUCCCCCGCCACCACUUACUUGUUUUGUGGAAGCAAAAGUGAAUUUGAAAGAUGUUGGCAAACCAGUCCGGAAUAUGUUUGUUAGCUGGAGUUUGUGCGACGCUGGUUGCCCUGGCUUUAGCCUAUUACCUGUACUGGUAAGUAGCAAAUUACGCAACAAGUUCUGUGGGUUUCUUUUCCACUUCAUAAGGCUGGGAUCACAUGUCUUUUUGAGAACUUUGCUUGUAUCAAAUGUGGUUUUUAGUGCAGUAGCUUGUAACUUUAGAUCGAUCUUCCCCUUCUUCACAGUGGUACUUAUUAUUUGUGGAGCUCAGGUGUUUUGAGAAAUCUUUUGUGAUGAAAUGGAGGAUGAUAGGUUCUAAAAUAUCAUUAGAAGAGGUUUGGCUUUUUAGCCUCCUAUAGCUAUUUACAGAUUCUUAAAUCCACACUGGCCUUGAGUCUUUUUGUUUACUACUAGCUACACAGGUGAACUGUAAUAUCUGCCUUAGGAUGUUUUAUAGAGAUGAAGGAAUUUGGAUUGUUUUUAUUCUUCUCUGUAGGGCUCCUUCUGUAUCUAACCAAAGUUAUUGAUGUUGUAGCAGAGAAACUAUUCCAGUGCAUAUUGUGGGUGUAGAGGAACUGAUAAAAUGGCAAUCCAGUAGGAAUGGGAAUACUUUCGUUCUCCUGAAGCUUGUAGGUGUACAGUUCCACCCAAACUGUGCCCUUAGACUUUGUCUUCAGGGAAUGUGAGAAUGUGAAUUUCCAUAUUUAGUGACCUAAGCCAAACAGUGUAUUGAAAAAUACUGAAAGCAGGACAUUGUAUUAUACUUUUAAGCUUUACUUAAAACAAAAAAUGGAAAAUGUUCAGUUGUCUGUAAGUUUAAUCAAAUUAAAGCAAUUUGAAGUGGUAGUUGAGACAUUGGGUGAUAUCUAAUGUUAGCCAUAAUCAGAGGGAACCCAAUGAAAGCAUGGACUUAAAUAACCUAUUUCCAUGAGGCAUAAUCCAAGGAUGGGCAAGUAAAUUUCCACUCAUGCAACAGGAUUUUCUGUGCCCCUCCAUACCCUCCUCCCAAAUCUGUUCUGGAGGGUUCCCCAACAUACGGACAAUGUCUGGGAGGCCACAGAGAGGAAGAAAGAAAGGCAAAGGCCCACUGCAUGAUCAGAAGCUCUUCCAGUCACCUAUGGAUAGCAUCAGGGGUCAGCAAACCUUUUCAGCAGGGGGCCGGUCCACUGUCCCUCAGACCUUGUGGGGGGCCAGACUAUAUUUUGAAAAAAUAAUAGUGAACGAAUUCCUAUGCCCCACAAAUAACCCAGAGAUUCCUUUUAAAUACAAGCACACAUUCUACUCAUGUCAAAACAUGCUGAUUACCAGACCGUCCGCGGGCCGGAUCCGGUCCCUGGGCCUUAGUUUGCCUACCCAUGGAUAGCAUCAAAUGCGUCCAUGUGUCUUUUGUGAGUGUGGCUUAAGUGGAUACCUCUAAUCAUUUCAAGCAUUAUAUACCUCAGAACAUGGAGACAGGAGCCUUCAGUUUAAUUUGGCUUUUGUAAGUACUCUUUGAUUCUCAAUGUUUAGAUUCAAGAGAAACAUACAAUGCUGUUACCAAGUUUUUUUUAUGUCACCACUAAUGACCGGGCAAUCCAACAAAAGCUGCUCUUUUUGUAGCCACCAGUUUUGGUAGUGUUUCAGUCGGAAACCCUGAUAACCCAGUUUCUACAGGAAUGCUUGAGCGUGUGUGUUCCUUUUUAAACAUACUUGAGAUUUUCUGCCCGUGUAGCUCUCAGCUCUUUUCAGUCAGGAUGAACUGAGCAGAUGACACCAGAGAUUGCUGACUACCAGCUUUGCAUAUUGGGAGAUUAACCUGGUUUUGCUGUUACUCUGCCAGUGGUCUCUUGCUCUCAUUGAGGUCAAAGCAGCCUGCUUAACUAUAGGAAACAACUCUCUGAAAUAACUGAGAUUAUGUUAGGUAAAACUAUGGAUCUCACAGUUUCUCAAAAAAAUGACGAAGGCGAUGUUAUAGGUGUGAGCCUCCCCAUGCACUGAGCCUCUUGCUGCUUGGAUGCAGAAAGAGUCUUGAUGGUGUUGGUGCUGCAGUUAGGAAAUAAGCCCUACACUGGGUCUUGCCUGUUGCUUACUUUUGCAGUCCUGGGCAAAAUAUAUUUCUAUUCUCUCAGGCCUUUAAAACAGGGAUGGGAAACCUGUAGCCCUCCAGGUGUGAUUGGACUACAGUUCUCAUCAGCUGCAGCCAAGGUGCCCAGUGCUCCUGGCUGAUGGAAGCUGUAGUCCAGCAACAUCUGGAAGGCUAUAACUUCCCCAUCCUCAAUUAAAAACACGGCAUUAUUUUUAAUUAUUGAUACUCUGUUGCAUUUUAUCUGCUGCUUAACUUUUCUCUGACCUUUUAUUAUUUGUACAUAUCUGUGUGGUUCUGAUAUUUCAUUGCAAGCUGUCUUGGGAAAGUCAUUUGGAGAGUGGGGUGUAAAUGCCAAAAAUACAUGAACACAUUUUUAGGGAAUGGACUAUGAAGCACAGGGCAGAAGCUGGAUUGGGUUAUUUUCUAGAAAUGAGGAAAGGUACUGUGGUAUUCUUCUGGUCGGAUAGCAACAGCCAGGUUUGGGCUAUAUAUUACAGGGCUGGAGAAAACUGUAGCCCUCCAAAUGCUGUUGGACUCCAUAUCCCAUCUGCUUCAUGCGGCCUGGUCAAUGAGCUGAUAGCUUGAUAGCUCAGUCUGUACAGCGUGAGACUUUUACUCUCAGGGUCAUAGGUUUGAGCCCCAUGUUGGGCAAAAAGAUUCAUGCAUUGCUGGGGGUUAGACUAGAUGAUCCUUGUGGUCCCUUGCAACUCUACAGUUCUAUGAUUACCUGUGGUCAUCUGUGAGUAAUGGACACUAGGAAGAUGCCGUGAGGAAUCUAGCAGAAUCUUGAGACACACAAGGGACACAGAAAAGGUCACAAAUCGGAACUGACACUCUUCACACCUGCAGAGGUUCUAGUUACAAUAAGGAUCUGAUUCAGGGAGUUGAUGGUGUCCUGUCAGCUUGGAACAUGCUGAAAUGCCUCUAGAACUAGCCAAGUAGUUGACAACUAGAUUAGUCUUGUUCACAUUGAUCAGUUACAAAUGGGAACAAUUCCAAGAAAUGGUACAUGACCUAACCUUCCAUUGAGGUUGUGCAGAGCAUCGGAGGAUAACUAAAUUAAACCUUUUUCAGCAGUUGGUUUACUUUCUGUGCUGUGUUAUAGACAGCAAUUUAUUAUUUGCCAUUUUGCAAGUGUUUUCCCACCUGCCAAACCCAUUCCUUUAUAGCAGUGAUGGCCAAACUUUGCCCUUCAGCUGUUUUGGGACUACAAUUCCCAUCAUCCCUGACCACUGGUCCUGUUAGCUAGGGAUGAUGGGAGUUGUAGUCCCAAAACAGCUGGCGGGCCAAGUUUGGCCAUCACUGCUUUAUAGACUGAGAAUUACUGCAUUUUCAGAUUGCGGUUGGAAGAAAUGGGGAAGGAGUUAGAGAGAGGGGGGCUGCAGAGCAUCAUAUGGAAAUAUUAUAAAAUGAUUAGUUGUUUGCAUUUUGUAUAAGGACAAUUCAUAGAGAGCAUGCAUUGGUUAGUUUUAGGUUAAGACCCUUGACUAUUCCCAUUUUAUCUAUGCUUGUAUUUCUAGUUUGCAUGCUUGGAAUAUUUUAAGAACUCUUAAAGAGGAGCACAGUUUGAUUGGAUCAAAUGGUUACCCUAUGUGUUGCUUGCUAACCUUUAAAUGCUUUAUAUACUCUGUCACUUGUACACUAUGUGUAUCCAGUCAAACACUUGCCUUGUUUCUCCCACUUUAUCAAAUUUUGUUUGACUCUCCUUUGUAAUAAUAAAAAUAAAAAUCAUUUAUAUACAGUAGUUGCCUCCCCCUCAAACUGAAAAGCCUUUGUAGUUCUACAGAGAGUAAUUGAGUUUAUAACCUCUUAUAUAUUCUUUGGGCCAAGGAGUAUAAUUUGUGCACAUUUUUUACUGGACUUGGGGAAAUGAGGGCUUGACCAGAUUUGACCUCUGAGUUCCCGCACCGUGUGAAUACUCUUGAAUAGAAGUGUUUAAGAACUUGUUAUUGCCAAUGAUAGCCUUUGACCUGUCACUUAACAGUUAAAAUCCUGAUUGUAUUUACAGCUUGUUCCUUCCAAAGGGUCUGAGGUUGAUAAAGUCAGAAUUUGAUGAAAUGUGAAAAUAUAAUUAGAGAAUUAUUGUGUAUACACAUGCACACAGAGGAAUUCAACGUAAUGGCAUAGCAAUCGUUGCAUCAGCACAAGCAUUUUACCUCCACAGCUAGCACAAUCCCCCCUUUCCUUCCUUCACAUGCUGUUCUGGGGGUUCUUCUGACCUCCCCAGAGCCACUUGGGGGCACACUGGGGGUGCAUGGGAUGAGGAUGGGGGAAAUCCCCAUUACACUACUGGAGGGCCUUUAUUUUAUUAGUUUUACUGGUGAUAAUGCUAGCACUUUUGUCUUGAUUUCUAACAUCACUUUUACACUGCAGUUCCUAUUGCGUUAUGGAAUUGUGGCUUUUUGAUUGAUAUAUUGCCUUGCCGUGCUAAAUUUUAAAUGGUGGGAAAGUACUGUAUGCCAGAAUACAACCCCAAAUUUCACCAUGUGAAAUUAUCGUACAGUGCAAGACUCCCAUGAUUUUUCUGAGUUAGUAGGGUUGCAAACAAACUAACACAGAAAUUACUGCUAAACUUCCACUAGACUUCCAGAAGCAGCUUUUAAAUCUUGAGGAAAUAUAAUAUAAAAUUCAGAAAUUAAUAAGUAAGGAAUUGCCUGGAAGAUGAAAUAAAGUCUCUUCUGAAUGCAGCCUGAGAUUGUAUGCACACUUACCUGGAAGUAAGCCUCGUUAAAUAUAAUGGUUGCAUUCAGCUGGAAUAAUAAACCAUGGCUUAUCAUGUUGGGAGACACAAGCCUAACCUUUCUGCAAGCUCAUGCAUUCCACCCCUCUCCUCUGGUAUGGCUGUUAAGAGGAGAUUGGAAGGUUUCAGAUCCAAUUUUCAGUUAACUACAAGUUUAACAUUACAUUUGAAUCUUAAACUGUGAUUAUUCUUAACUCUUUUACUGAGAAACUUUCUUCAUAAACCACAGUUUGAAGUUGGUUUGAUUCAAAUACUUGCCAAGGUUAACCACAGUUUGUUUGGUUCAGUUAUCAUGACAAGCUGUGUUUAAACAAAUACUUAGGAACUGAAGGUUCCAGGCUUUUCCUGCCUAUGCCAGAGAAAGGCUAGGCUUAUUCCCAUCAUCAUAAACCAUGAUGGUUUAUGAUGAUGUCUGGAUGCAUCUAGUGUGACUUAAUUCUGAGCAGAGAUGCCCCGAAUUGUGGUGGUGGGAAAUCAAACAUCUGGCUCUCUCUGGAGUGAAACCUCACGUAAGAUUUAUUGCCCAUCAAACCAUUCAAAUAUAACAUCUUACGAUCACUGUCCAUUUUUUAAAAAAAGUAUUGUCUUGAGUAGCCAUUUGUGGUUAUGUGAAGCACAGAUUUCUGUAUCUCUUUACAGUCAGGACAGAUGGAGAUGCUAAAUAAAUGAGCAACUUGCUCAUUCAGUUGGGAUAUUGAUAGCCCCAAAUGCAGUUGUAGGUUACCACAGAAGACAGUGCAACGUACUGCUGAGGACUGUUCUUUUAAUAGAUUUGGUGGGAGCUUGAAUGCUUUGAACUAGAUGAUGCUGUGCCUUGGCUUAAACACACACACACACACACACACACACACACAGAGAGAGGGGGGGGGUUGGUCCAUAUAAGGCAGCCCAGCUGCCAAGAAAACCUUAAAUUCUUGGCUGCAGUGAGCCUUACUGAUUUUCCAAACACACCUUAUACUUUUGAACUGCACUGCUUUCAGACUCUCUCUGGGGUGGCUUUUUAAACAUGGACAGGAGUAGGCUAACAAUAUUUUUACUGGCAAGGAACUCUGGGAAAAUACCACUAUUUCAUCCCGGGGGGGGGACCAAUUUGGUGUCUUCCAGACAUUGCUGGGCUACAACUUCCAUCAUCCUUGGCUGUCGGUUAUGUUGAGUGGUGGUUGAUGGGAGUUGGAGUCCAACCAAGUCUGCAGGGUACCACAUUGCCUACUACUUAGGCGUAUGCCUUAGACUGAGGCAUACGACAGUUGGAAGGAAAACUGAUCAGGGACGGUGUGUCUCUUAUUUAAGUUGAGCUGGCUUUCUGAAAUUAUCUUUUCUACACAACUGUUUGGGGGUGCAGGAGCUGUCUCCUCUUUUGCACCUGGCCACUUUCUUCUGUGUUUACAAGAAGAAGAUUUUGCGAGCACCACAGCUUCUGAACAGACUGGAACAAAUGGGAAUGUAAUAUUUGUUUGAGGGGGUAGGGAAGGGGAAACCUAAAUUCAGACACAUAAGAUAGAAUUCUUACUAGUAUUUUUAUCCUAAUUUGGAUUGUUACAGUGUAAUUCUAUCCAUGCGUAUUUUUGGCAGUGGGACUUGUUCUGUUGUGUAUUUUAGGACUGCAGUUCUAAAACUGCAGAGCAAGGUGUAAAACAUAGGCUACUAAAAAUUGCAUCCUUUACCAAAAAGGUGUCUUAAAGAGCAAAAUCUAGCCUCUUCCUCAGGUGGAAGAGAUCUCCUCAGCCAACAGACACCCAAAUCCAUGGCCAGUCAGAUGCUCCCUUCAAAGUAGGGAAAGGUUUCUAACCUUGUGUGAUGCCAAACUCCACAGGUGUGUCCGAGCCAACAAUAAGCAAUUGUUUGAUAUGCAUUUGUUAGCAGGGUCCAUUUCAUAUGUAGAUGAAAUGCAGAGAGCAACAGCCUGGUUGAAAUUUGAUUACUGUAGUUAGUUGCCAGGAAUGCUAAACUUUCUGGCACAAUAGGCAUAGCUUGAUCAACAGGGGGUGUACAACAGAGGUCAGUGUGCAAAGUACAGAGAAUUUAAUAUGCUCAUUUUUGCUCAGCUGCAUGGGCUUCCUAUUCACUUCAGUGCUAGUGAUUUAUCUUUAAAAUUUUAAAUAGCUUAGAUCUGUGUAUCAUAGGGAGUGACUCUCCCUUGCAUUCUUCCCCAUCCUCUGCAAUUUUCUGUAUACCUUCGUAUUGUGAGCCUAGAUUAGGGAGGAGAGAAGUGUUUUUCCUGUAGGGGCACCCACUAUUGUGAGGGGAAAAAACCCACCAACCUGAAGGUCUAAUUUUCCCUCCAUUUGGUGAAUUUCUACAACUGUUGGUAUUUGCUGUAUUGCCAUUUUGAGUCGGAUCCCGUCUAGUUGGUUGACUUUAGCUCCCACUGAAAUCAAUUAAUCAAUACUUUGUGCAGAAAAGGAUUUUGUAGAGUUGGAAAGGUUCAGGAAAGGGCAACCACAAUGAUCAAGGUUGCAGGAAAGGUUGUAGCGUUUGGGGCUUGUUAGUUAAGAGAAAAAGCGAGAGAGAGGCUACAUGAUAGAAGUUUGCAAAAUUAUGCAUGGCAUAGGGAAAGUGGCUAGAAGGAAGUUUUUCUCCCUCUCUCAUAACACCAGAACUCAUGGACAUCCAAUGAAGGGGAGUAUCGCAGGAUUCAGAACAGAUAGAAGUACUUCUUCAUAUGGCACAUAGUUAAACUAUGGAAGGUAUGGCUUUAAAAAACUAUGGGUUCAAAUGAGGAUAAGAUUAAUUCAGCAGCUACAUGCCAUGAUGACUGCUCUGCCUACACAGACAAAGGCAGUAUGCAUCUGAAUACCAUUUUCUGGAAACCACAGCAGGAGAGGAUGCUGCUGUGCUCAGGUCCUCCCUUGCAGAUGGGCUACUGGGAGAACAGGAUGCUGGACUAGAUGGACAGCUGACCUGAUCCAGCAAGUUCUUCUCAUGGUCUUAUGGAUUCUUUUUGUUACUUCAGAAGCAUAUGAGGCCUCACACUGGAACAUAAAGUUGUGCUUAACUGACGCAGUCUGUAUUUGUGCAGGUAGAUCUCAUCAUAUAAAAGGUUACGUUAGCAGCUAACAUGCGUGUAAGAAAAAUUGCACAAGGCCAGAACAACCCCUGGAAUGGCUCUGCAUGACCACCCCUACCUGUCUGAAGCUGGCACUGAAUGGGCCUUGUCUCACACACAAAGUGGAGAGCUUUUUAAGCCGUGCUUUCCAGGCUCUGGGAAGAUAACAUGAGGCCUCUGGAUGGGCCUGCAAGCUUUAAAAGCCCCCUGUGGGGUUGUCUCAUGAACUCAUGGAGCUUCCCUCAGAGUCUCAUGUGGCCUUUCCAGCUCUUUCCAUGGCAUGAAAGCACUAUGUGGAAACAGCUUUUUAAGCUCCUUCUCAGCCUCAGGCUUUUGGAAAGUCACGUGAGGGCUUCCACUAGAUCUCGGACAGCCCUUUUGGGGUUUCCCUCUGCUCUCCAGCCCCUUUUUAAUUUCAAAUUUUCUGAAAAACCAUUUCCUGUAAAAUCAGCAUAAGAUGAGAUCGACCUCUAUUGUUAAAUCACUUUGAGAUGUUUUAUAUCAAGCAAUUCAUAAAGAGAAUUAAACAAACAAACAAGCAUAUAUAUUGUUUCCUAUCCAUGUUUGCAACUCUUUCACAGCAUAUGAGAGAGACAGCUCUUUUCUUAUGUGGAACAAAAUAGGCACCGUUCAGAAUGCAUGGCGUUAACUGCAGUGUCUUUUUAUGUCCUGUCUUCUGCUUUGUCUUGUUGCUGGAAUCUGCAGGAGGGGAGAGUAGUGCUUUGCUCUGGUCCUGCUUGCAGGUGUCCUGUAGGCAUCUAGGUGGCCACUGUGAAAACAGGAUGCUUGAUUAGAUGGGCCAUUUGGCUUGACCCAGCAGGCUCUUCUUAUGUUCAUAUUUGUCUUUGAGGACUCUUUCCCUGCCCCUCCUGACCCCGUGCAGUUUGGCUUUGUCUUCAGCUUGCCAGCCAAGCACACGCAGUUGGGUUGCUUGGUUUUGAUUGUUGCAGUUCAGUCCCAUUCAGCAGUUCAGUCCCAUUCAGGCUUAUUGUUUGAGCUGGACAUAUUUGGGUACACCACUGUUAAUUGAUGCAAUAGCAUUGAAAUGGGAGAGCAGUGUCCCAUCUUAGAUCUUACUGUACGUAUAUGGAGAACAGCAGCUCAGAAUAAAAUUUGGCAUGGUCUAAAUUGCCUGUGUGCUGGUUUGAACAGGGGAAAAGUCAAGUUAGGUGGAAAUUGUAAUGUGGAGUGCCAUUUCUAAAUUGUAGACCAAGGUCAAACAUGUUGUGAAUUAUUGUAAUCUCUUUGAAGAUGCAAUUUAAAGAAGAAAAGCAGAGGAUUAUUAUUGUUGUUAUUUAUUAAAUUUCUACACCGCUCUUCAUCUGAAGAUCACAGGGCGAUGGCAAUUUUAAAGAGGAAAUAAAUAAUAUGGAAAAAAUGAGAAAUAUAUUUGUGACAAAAAAGGGGUAAUUUGUCAGCUGCGUUGACAUUUUCCUUGGCAGUUUCUUUUAAAUUCUCAGCUUUCUGGGUAAAUCAGUUUUAGUGUUAGAAAUGAGGGCAUUGUUGUUGAAUGGCUGCUUAAUAAGAUACCUGUGAAGGUAAACCACCCUGGAAACAUAUUUCCAGAUUUUAAACAGAUUUAAAAAAUAAAUUUAAACAGCAGUGGUAUAAUUUAAAAGACAGCUAUGUGAUUUGUACAGUUAGCUUUCCUUACCAUAAACGUUCCUGCUUUGAGCAACAUACAAAAGGAUGUCUUCAAUGGUCAUGGAUAAAAGCAUGCUCCAAAGAAACAUGUCAGUUGGCAAAGUUUUGAUUGGCUCGUUUUGACUGUCUGGUUCUUUUUUGCCUAGAUUUUUUUCUUUAAAUAGAAUAUAAAAUGGAUAUUAGAUUACUAAUACUUGCAUUCACUUACCUGGUAAGUUCCAUUGAAUUAAGUGGAGUUCUGUGAUAUAAUUUUCUAGAAUUUCAGAUUUGUUGCACUAUCUAUGUGUGUGUUCAGUUUUGGAAAUUGUAAGCAAAAUUAAGCCACUAAAUAGGACUAAGUUUGAAGCAGAAUAGGGAGAUCCUGACAUAUCUAACCAAGAUGUCAAAGCAUAAACAUUAGAGCUGCUGUAUAGAAAUUUAAUAGUGGUGGGUUUACUGUGCAUUUGAUCACAUCAAAAAUGCCUUGAAUCCUGUUCCAGUUUGAUCUCUUCACAAACAUCAGAGGAUCUUCAGACUGAAAUUUAAUAUUGGGUUCAUCACAUUAUGAAGCUUGUGAUUUAUAGAGCAGAACCAUCUUUUGUUACUGUAAUUGGUAUCCCAGAAUGAAACUCAUUAUUACUUUUGUAUUUAUUUUAAAUCACACAUGCUUUAGUAAAAUUAACUUUUCUCAAUCCACUGUUGCUUUUUAAUCCAGAACUAUAUCUGCCUUCUCUUUGUACUGUACUUCCUUAGGUUAGUUUUAUCUUUCCCCAUUGGAUUCAGUCAAGGCAAAUGUAAUGCUUUUUCUUUAAAACCUGCCCCUCCCCACAUCCCCUUAGUGUACAUACAGUACUUUGAACCACUUUCCUUCCUAUAAGAAAGGAAAUAGGAUAUUCUCAAGUAUUAUUAUUUCCUGCCCAUUCCAAAGGGCUUCUUUAGAACUUUGAAAACUAACAAUAGUAGUAUGAUUUUUCCAUUAAAAACACAUAUUACUUGAUAGAGGAAGCACUCCAAAUGUACCAGUUUCCUUAGGUGAAUGAGUUGUUGGUAUAUAGCCACUGACUCUGAAGCAAACCUCUUAACUUGGUUUCAGCAGUGCCUUGCAAGGUGAUUUGAAGUCUUGAUAUCAGGACUUCAAAGUGCUUUACGCCUGAUGGCAUUGUGAUGCCUGCUUUACGAAAUGUGCUUUUUUGUCCCUUUUUAUGUCGGCAUGUACUCUGUGUUGUCAGCUCUUCAAGCCAGAAAUACUUGGAGAAUCUAUGUAAAUGGCCAGUUGCUUGGUCAACAGUGAGGUUGAUACUAGUUCAUUCUUGGUGGAUCAUUCAUAGAAUUGUAGAGUUGGAAGGGUAAGGCUACCUUGAGUACUUGUCGUGAUGUCUAUAUGCUGAAAUGGAAAAAUCAGUGCCCAGAAAUUACAGCUUAAUAUAUGGAUUCAAUAACUUAACCUAUUAGACUUCCUCCAUGAUUUGAUUUGAACAUUAUUGACAUUAACAAGAAUAUUUCUUUCUAAGCUAGCGGCCAAUUCAUCCUCUGCCCUGUGAGAGAAUGGCAGCACGACAGAGCAGUAUUCAUUUCAGAAAUAUCAAAUACAUUGUUGGGGAAUUAUAAAUGUGUAAUGGUGUGAGGAAGUAACUAAUUAUGCUAGAUUGCUGUUGUGUCUUGUUCACAGAGCCUUCUGUCAAGUUAGCUGGCUUGUUUUUUUUGCAGUGUAAUUUACCCACAUGUGUGGGCAACUGUGCCUUCUUCUUACCCAGUUGCUGUUUGCUUCUUGUUUCUGGACUUUAAAUAGCAUAUCCAAAGGGAGCAGUCGUGUCUGUUGAAAAGUGAUAAUUUCCAUGCUAAGUGCCAGGACUGCUUGAUCAUCAUCAAGAGAUAAUUUCCUGCUAGUUGAAAAAAACAGCACAAUACUUGGCAUGCUUACUUGCAAGUAAAUUCCACCAUGAUCCCUAAUAAGUGUGUUUGGGGUUACAGACACAGGUUGAAAUUAUGUACCGUAGGUGAUGUGGAGAGCAAAAGGAUGCUUACAUUAUGUAAUGAAAAUUUAUAUACAGGUACCACCCCCAACUUAUGCAGGGGUUAGUUCCGGUCCCCCGAGCACAUAAGUGAAAUUGCAUAAAAUGGGGUGUACCCUCUAAAAAAACCUCUAAACACCCUCUUUGCUGCUCUCUCACCAAUCUAUAUAAAAAAUACUGUAUCCCAAAAUACAACCAAAAUUGAAGCUUUGGGGCUGGCAGGAGGCUGGAAUAUGCGCAGGUAAAUAUCAGCUGCUGUGAUACCCUGCACACCAGCUGUUAGGUGGGGAAGCUGAGCAGCCUAAACAAAGCCCACUGCACCUCUGCUCUCUUUGGGGCUUCCCCCGGGGCCCUCACUGAUGUCCUCUUUGGGGUCCAGGGAAGGUCUGCUCACGAGCCACAAGGACUCUCCAGCUCUCUCCUGUCAUUUCCAGGUUUGAAAUUAUUUAACUAUUUCUUGGCAAAACGCACAUGAGAGUCGAUCACGUGUAAGUGUGUGGGGGGGUGCCUGUACAGUAUCUAUCUGCCUAUCUACCUAUCUGAUAUAAUUUAUUUCAUUGCCAUCUGAAUGAAAGUAGCUCAAAUGGGGACAAACUAGUUUGGAUCCUAUGAGAAGCAAACUUAAAGGAGUUCAGAGUGGAAUGUUGCCUAUCCCAUCCUCCCUGCAGCUACUUGUGCCUUCUCUAGAAUGUUGGAGGGGCCUUCUAAAUAAUAGAGGAUUUGGCAUGGGGAUUAGGGUUCUGGGGUAGGUGGAAAUCACACAAGAUUUGGCUUGGAUCGUAAAGUACUCACGGAUAUACCGUCCUGGGCUGGGAUGGAGCCCAUGGGGCAAGACAACAAGGCAGGGCAGAAACUGCAGAACCACAGAGUGUUCUGUGCCCAACAAAGGUUGAAAGCAAAUUGAGCCCCUUUAAGCCUCUACUUGCAUGGUAGAGCAUUCUUAAGGGGCCAACACCCUGAUCUGAAGACAGCCACUCCUGUGAUUUAUAGCCUACUACCUACCACUUGGAGUGGUGAGGUCUUGAUUUGGGCUCUCGGGCUCACAGGAGGGUCCAUGAAGGUUCUGGCUCUGUGGCUGGUUGUCAUGUGUGAUACUGUCAGGCUUAGGCUCAGUGGUCCCUUAAUCUCCAAGAGGAAGGUACUCUACUGCUUAUUUACUCUAUGUUGUGAUCAUUGCAGGACUCUUGGGUCACAGCACCAUGAAUGAAUGUUUCUUCUCCACCAGCCCCUUGAGCCCCAUUCCAAGUAGUUCAGAAGGGGAUCCUGAGCACUCCCAGUUAGGGGGCCGCAGGGGGGCAGGUGAAGAGGGACACUUUAUGUCUUCAAACUUCCUUCAGUUAACUUACCUUGAGGUCCAGGCCUUUGCCACCCCUGCUUUGGAAGCCUUGGGCUUGUCUCAUCUCACUCUUUCUCGCCACCUCCACGGUCUGACUCUGGAACGAAUCAAAGCCCACUCAGCUUUUCUGUGGUGUGAAAAUCAAGGAGAUGCAUUCUUGCAAUCGGAAGGGAGCAACUGAUGUGUAGGAGUUGGAAUCAUUUUGCCUUUUUAAUAAGGAAACUGUCAUUUUCCCUGAAGGAACACUUAGCACCAGGAUUUUAAGGGAGUGAAAAAUACGUUUCAGGGCCUGGCUGUUGGGCUAUGCCUCUUCAGAGUUUUGUUAAUUCCUAUCCAGAGAGAGCUCAGCCACUAAUCUUAUCUGGAUGGUAACAUGGUGAGAGUUGUGGGCGACCAAGCAGCUUGAGAAGACCCAAAGCUGAGAUAAAGUAGGGUGCCCCUGUGCCUGUCACAAGCUUUGAUUUUUCUCCUGACCUGAAGAGGGAAAGGAUUAAGGUUGGAAGGCAAAAACAAAGUGUAGGCACGUGAAGACUCCAUUGUGGGUGAGCAUUGUGGGUGUGUCUGUACAACAAAUGACAGCCUUCAUGGUGUACAAGAGCUGUAGCACAUCAGACUGCAAGUGAUGGAUUACAAGAUCGGGACAGCUGUGGCAGUUUAAGGCCCCGAGCUCUCUAAACAUUUGUCAGAAUUGAGCUUGUGUGUAUUGCUUUUUAAUCAAGUACUGUCCCCUUCCCAGAAGCCCUAUGCAAGCACAUCUCCCUUUCCUCACUAACACCCAGCUAAAUCCUAUUCAGCCUUCUCACACACCAUCGGUCAUUUAGCAUAACUUUUGCUUCCUCUCCCAUUCUCCCAUUUUCCAUUCUCCCUACAUUUCCGCUCAAAACAAAGCUUUCUUUCCCUGACCCCCCCUCCCCCCGUUCUUUUCUACGAAUUUUGAGAGUGGGUGCAGUGGCACAUUUUUUUACCUGACCGGGCGUGCCCCGCAGAGUAGAUCUGUUCACAUCAAACUAUAAUUCUUUUCCGCCAACUACAAAUGUACCAAUUUCCUUGCACCCCCUAGUGGCAGGUGCUACCCAGCAGCCAUAAACUACCGUAUUUUUCGCUCUAUAACAUGCACCCGACCAUAACACGCACGUAGUUUUUAGAGGAGGGAAACAAGAAAAAAAAUAUUCUAAACGAAACAGUGGAUGUAUGAUUUUUGUGGUUCAUGCUGUGGCCACAUACAUGUGAUCUGACAGUGAGUUUGGAGUAGCCCAAUGCAAAAAUCCUGAGGAUCCAUGUGGAUCCAUGCUUUGUAACCACGUUUUUGCACCACUGCGGCCCCAGGCAAUAUUUAGCGAGCUGAGUGGGGAGGAGAGAGGGACAGAGAGCCUGCUUGCUUUAAAGGAACCAACCGGAUAGGAGCCGCUUACACUCGCGUAAGCGGCUCCUCUCCUCUCCCGCUUUGCUCCUUUAAAGCAAGCAGGCUCUCUGUCCCUUACUCCUCCCCACUCAGCGGCUCUUCUCCCGCUUUGCUGUUUCAAAGCGAGCCACGGAGGAGGGAAGGAAGGGGAACCAUGGAUCCUCUGCUCACGACUGCAGCAGAUCCCCCCCGCCACCCGUAGGCAUUCCCUCCAUAACACACACAGACAUUUCCCCUUACUUUCUAGGAGGAAAAAAGUGAGUGUUAUGGUGCAAAAAAUACGGUAAAUUUAAGUCAUUGAACAAUGUGGAAUCUGGAAAACAUGGGGCCUACCAAACACAACAGAUUUUCAAAAACUAAACAAAAGGUACAUCUUGGCACCGCACACUCUUUCUUUUUUAUGAUUGAUGUUUUUUCACAUUUUAAGCAGAUCCCUCUUACUUUAAUGAUAGAGAUGCUCCUGGAAUCUGGAUCCAUAUGAAGCAUGCAAACUUUCACAGGAUUCAGCUUUUCUUGUUGCAGAAUUUGGCUUACUUUGGUGGAGAAUGUUAUCAGAUUACAGAUAGUCGUGAAAUUAGUGAGAAUCUGAAGCAUCUAUGCUAUUUGAGAGUAUUUUGCCCCAUUCAGCUUUGCAAAAAGGGUAUUUUGAGAGUGGGUAAGGGCCAAAGCAACAGAUCUCGCCACCACAGCCAGUUUCUUUCACAUCUGCCUCUUCUAUGGCUGGCAACUGUUGGGCCAGAAUGCCCUCUCACAAGUAUGCGUUUGGCCCAUGGUCCACCAUUUCCAGAUAUUCAUUUCCCUUACCUUUCCCCCACACCUUUUUUUGUAGAGGGAGGUGACCUUUUGACUUUAGUGAAUAGGAAAGGACUCAGUAUUCCCCAUCCAACUCCCCUGACGAUUUCCAAGUCUUAUGUAUUGAGAAAGUGAGGAGGCUGUCUUACAUUUAUUUAAAAACCAUUGUUUACGUAUAAAAGCAAGACGGUUCUGUUUUGUUGUUCAUGCCCAUGCAAAACCAUCAUAUAUGGUAUAUUGUGGCACCAGAAUCUGGAGCUUUUGGAAAAUCAAGCUGUGUAGGAAUUGCAGGUGUGCAAGAGCUGAAUGGUUUCCAUUUUCCCAACACGAUCUGCAAUAUAAUGCUAACCAACUCUUGACCUGGAUGAAAUUGGCCUGGGGGUGAACAUGCCAUUUAUGAUUCCCCAGCUGCUACUUGGCAGGGAGGAAAUAUCAGCAUUCCCCUCCCCUUCUAGAUUAGGAAUGUUUUGUUUGCUAAGCAAGCUGUUUCUUUCAUUCUUUUUCUGUAGGACGGUAAUUCUGAGUGAAGGACCUUGCAAGCGCUACUAAGUGGUUAUCAUGGGCUUAAUUGCGUUUCUGAAGACCCAGUUUAUAGUUCACCUCCUGAUUGGGUUCGUCUUCGUUGUGAGCGGGUUCAUCAUUAACUUCAUCCAGCUAUGCACGCUAAUCCUCUGGCCUAUAAACAAGCAGUUUUAUCGAAGAGUGAACUGCCGCCUUUCCUACUCAUUGUGGAGCCGUGAGUAUGCUCUGAUUUCUAUGUGCCAACUAGGAAUGUAGUUUCUUCAGACUAUAGCGGGUAGGCCUCCUUAGGAGCAGUGGGGAACAAUGUUCAUGGGUGCAGAUGCUGAAACACUGAUCUAUAGUUGCAGCUGUUAGGCGUUGGGAUUUGUUCUUGCAUGGUGGACUUCUCUGCAUGUACCAUAUUUCCCCCUUUUUCCAUGUCCUUGCACCUAAAGGCAGGGGCUGAGGUGAGAACUCUCUGAAGUACUAUUGCAGGAAUGGCAUGUUGUGCAGAAUAUAGCCACACAUACACAAAAACAGCUCUCUGGAGGGGCCCUGUUCCAGCCCCUGCUUCUUCCCUCUCUGCUCUCCAGAAAACCCACUUGCCUGCGUAGCUAGGAUAAGGCCCUUCGUCCUUCCAUACAGCAGGUAUCCACAAGUGGUUGGGCAUUGUUCCUUCCUCCUGUGGCAUUGCUUUAGUCCCAACAAGCCUAACUCUCACACACACCCUCUGUUGCCAGUGGAGGAGAUAUCAAAUACCCUGUUGCCUUGUUCCUCUUUCCACUCUUCAUUUUUUUGUAACUUCCCAGCUUACAGCUUUCCUACCUUCCCCCCCCCCCCGCCCCCGUAUGUAUAUUUUAUGUUUUCUCAUUCUUUUCUAGUGCCUGUUUUUGUUCAUUUGUCUCAUUUCCCAGUCCUUUAGACCGUCUUUUACUUUCAAAUUUCUUGCACAAAUGCCUGUUUUCUUACUCCCUACCAACCUUGUCUAUUCUAGUAUUCACUGCAGUGCUUCCCAAGUUUGUAACUUGGGGCAAAAGUUUUUUUUAAACGUCUUCCAUUGUAGUCACAUUGCAUCGGUUAUUCGGAGAGCCUGAGGUAUGACAGAAAUUCUAGAGGGAGAGCCAUCUCAGUUGUUUGUUUUUUAAAGCAAACACACACAAAAUAGUCUUGUGUACCUUAAAUAUUUAACUGUUCUUAAAUCUUUUAAAGUGCUCUAAGGGACAGUUUUUCCUCUGAAAAAUUGUUAAGGUGGAAAACAGACCCUGCAAACAAUCCAGUUGAACUGGCUCAUAGUGAACUGCUGCUAAAAUGCUAUUUUUUUUGACUAGGUUAUUCCAGGAGCAAGUUCAUUACUGAGAUCUCUUGCGACAUUUUUUGACGUUGUCGCCUAGAAGCUCUCCUCUUCGGGUCCUUAUUUUGAAAAAUGCGAAAAUACCAUUUCCACCAACCUGGCAGGGACAAGCUGGGGAAGGGUGCUUUUUAUUUUUUUACUUUUUUCCUGUCUUCAUGUUUAUAAGAGGGUACUGGGAAAUAAAGAUGAAAUCAUCUUAAGCAUUAAAUGGGCUUCUGUUGUACCCAAAUGCUUUCACUCAAGGAGUUUUAUGAACAGCAUGAUCUACUAAUACAGGCGUAGCUCACCAGAUCUUGUUGGACUCCCACCUCCCAUCAGCCUCAGCCAGCCUGACCAGUGGUCAGGAAUGAUGGGUGUUGUAGUCCAACAGCAAUUGGAGGCCCCUGUGUUGGCUAGCACUGCACUAAUAUCACUAACAAGUCUUAAAGUCAGACUGUUCUUUCCGUUAUCUUUAUCCAUGAAGAAAUGUUAGCUUUUUGCUGAACGGUCAUUUCCCCUGCUUUUCUUUCCCUUCGUUUCUUUCACUUACUCUGAGAACUCUGAAUAUUACUACGACACGGCUAUGUCUACAAACAUACAAUUCCAGUUGCAGCUCCCAUUCAGGGUGGAUCUUCCAGAUUGACAGCUGACACUGGAGGGGUGUGUGCAGGGCUGGCAGGACAUGGCAAUUCAGGUUCAUUAGGUGACCUCUUUAGUGAGACAGGGGAAUAGAUAACAGGCAGGUGGCUGGGAGUUUUGUCUUCAAUGCCAAAAGCUGGCCAUUUGGGCUUGUUUCAGAAGGGACAUUGGUACGACAUCCUACUACUGAUAGAGCUCGUUUUUGUAUCAAGGCAACAGAUUCAAUCCAUGGCAUCUUCAGUUUAAAAAUCUUGAGAACAAUAGCUUCUUGGAGAGCUUUGAACCAUCAUGGUUAGGUGGAGCUAGACUAGACAUUCUGUUUCACUGUAAUGCAGCUGCGUAUACAGGUCAUCUCCCAAACCUGUUUAGCUGGCUGGCUGUGUGAGAUAUAGAGGACUUUCCUGUAUUCAUAGGUAACUGUUUGGUACCUGGAGGGGGGAAAAUAACUAGGUUUUUAUUUAGCUGCCUUGCAGCUGUAAAGCAAAGACUCAAUAGAAGGUUUCUAGUAUUUAAGUAGCCAGUUAAAAUCCAGGUCUUACACCGAUUCCACCCCUGAGACUAGGCUGACCAUGAUGACUGCUGCAUUCUUAGCAUUCUUUCUCAGGCUCUUAAUCAGUGUUCAUCCUGAUUUUGCUGAACUACAACUCCCAUCAUCUUUGACCACACUGGUUGGGGCUGAUGGGAGAUGAACUCCAACAGCAUCUGCAGGGACCGCAAGUUUCUUGACCCUGCUUUAGAGGAUGUCAAGUCAGUGGAUUUAAAAAUGCUGCAACUCCCCACACCUCUCUUUUCCCCAAUGCAGAAUUUGCUGUGAAAAGUAAAUUUGUGUUUGUAGUGAAAAGCUGCCCUUUCCCCCCUGUGUAUACCAGCUGAAGCACCCAUGCAUUUUGGAGCUCAAUCUAUGCUUUUUAAGCAGGCGGAUUCACACAACACUCAGUAUAACACGUCUCUUGAGGACUCGCAGCUGAGUAUGUGAAACCACCAAGCAUGGCAUUUAGUGUGAUGUGGAAAGAGAUGCAAGUCUCUGCUGAUGGUGGUCCGUCAUGAUCAUUGCAUACAUAGUGCAGAAUAAACUGACCUCUUUAGACUAGAUCCCCCUUUCCAGAUUGCUCUUCAAGGAUAUCUUAAUUUAACUUUUUUUUUUUUUAAAAAAAGCUUCAUAUACAUUGUACACUUUAAAAAACAAACAAACCCCAGAAUAACUAUUUGAUGAGGUAAUUUUAGAACCGUAAACCUUUUCCUCACCAUGGGAUGCCAGCCAUGUGAAAGUCAUUCACAGACUGGCUCCCUUCAGAGAUUUGAAGCUCUUGCUGUGCCGCUCUUAACUAAAAUGAUCAGUGCUGCACUUCUCUGAAAAAGCUUCUUUCCUGUUGUAGAGCAGCACGGAUGUUUCAUCUGACUUCCUGCAAAGAGAAAACACUUUGCUGCAUAUUUAAUUCAUGAAGGCAAUCUAUAUUCCAGCCUUAUUCAUUCUAGCUACCUCCAGAUGACUUGAAGAAAAAAAAGGGGGGGGGAGCUCAGCAUGUUCAGUUUUUACUCUCCUAGCAACAAUAGCUCCAUCCAAGUCUAAAUGGAUAGUUUACUGUUUGCAAGAUUUUUGUACAUUGCAGCUUCUACAUUGAGUCCCUCCCCUCUGCUGUUUUUGGUUGUUUUGUUUUUUUGCAUAAUCAUUUUUUUUUUAAUGCCAUGACAUUCUUUCCAUUUUAAGGCUAAGUGAUGUUCUACUCUUCAAGUAUUCAGACUAAUAAUAAUAAUAAUAUAUUUAUACCCCGCUCAUCUGGGCUGGGUUCCCCAGUCACUCUGGGCAGCUCCCAACAGAUUAUUAUUAUUAAUAAUAAAAAGUGAUAAAACAUCAAACAUUAAAAACCUCCCUAAACAGGGCUGCCUUCAGAUGUCUUCUAAAAGUCAGAUAGUUGUUUAUUUCCUUGACAUCUGAUGGGAGGGCGUUCCACAGGUGCAACAGGUGCGGGGUGUGUGUGUUAACUUGGUGACCACCUGAUUAACACAAAGCUAAAGUUGUUAGAAUAUACAUGUGUUAAAAUGUAUUUAAAGUUUGUUUGUUUGUUUGUUAAUUAAAUUAGUAUACCACCCUUUAUCCAAAGAUCACAGGGCAGUACUGUAUAUAAGUUGUGAUACUUAAGGCUGAACCUACCAGUACCAGCAUCACUCUCUGUCUCUGUCUCACUCCUCACCUCCAGCGAACUUCCCUCCCUCAGAUGUUGCUGAACUACAACUCCCAUCAGCCUCAAAAAGCAUAGCCAGUAGCCAGGGAUGAUUGGAGUUAUAAUUCAGAAAUAUUUGGGUGGGGGAGGCUCCCCAUUCCUGCUGGAAAGUAUAUUGUUAUGUACUUCUCUGACUCCCAGUUUUCCCUACUUUUAAACCACACAAGAAUAAAAUGCACCGCUGGAAAAAUACAUCAGGAACCACUGUCAGAUUUAUUGGGGUGGGACAUUUCUGUACAAGGCUUAACAAGUAAAAAAAUUUAAUUCAGUUUCUAAGAUGUCAAUAUUGGAGCUGUAAAAGCUCAGGAAAAGCAAAAGGAUCUUGGGAUUUUCCCAACACUAGUGAAGUCAGUACUUCAGGCUACAAACAUUUCUUCAGAACCAAUUCUCUGUUCCUUUUGCUUCCCCCUCAAGCUGUUGGCAAGAACUGUCAGAAAAGAUAGGGAAAUACUCCUGGAGUCUAAAAGUUCCUCUUCAGGCUGUCCAGUAUUAACAGAGGGUUCCCAUCUUAAGAAAAGCAGACAGGCAAAUAGUGGCUGUGUUUGCAUAGCAAUGUAAACCAUAGUGAAAGUGCUCUUCCUCUAGCAAGAAUAGAAACAACAAACCACCAUCACUAGUUUAGUGUUACAUCCGAAUGAGAUUGUAGAUUUGUUUCACUCCAGAUGAACCACAGCCCUCUCCCUGGGCAGAACACUAAGCCAGGAGUCAUAGUUUGUUGCUCACACUAGGAGAGAAGUGAAGUAGGAGUGAUCUCUGUAUUCCUUGUAGACCAUUAACUAUGGUUUACUGUAAUGUGUGAACACAGACAGAGAUUCCAAAUGGUCUGGUGGGAUCUUGGGUUCCUUUAUUCAUUGGGCUACAUUGCAGGGAAGGAACAACAUAGUCAGUUGUUAUCUGCCUGCAGUUGUAUGAUGGGUUAUAAUUUUUUUAAAAAUUCAGACAGUAACAGAAAUGCACCAGUGCUUGUAAACCUGUGCAGAACAAAAUGCGGCCACUUCCCUUUUUAAAACACCAGAGUCUUUUAUGAGUGAUGCAGGUUUAAAACAAGUUCUGCUGCAGUAAGCUGCCAUCUGAACAGGGCCUUGGGCUGGUGCUGAGGCAAUGCUGCUGACUGCUUACUCAUCAUCAUUACGCGAUCAAAUAGGCAUUGAGACUGGAAGGGAGCACACAGUGACUGAGAAUGCAUGCAAACCAUGGAGCCACAGAGCAGGAAUAGCAACUGCUUUGCUCCUCCCUCAGUCCUUCUGCUGCCACGCUACCCAGAGCUAAGCCAUGUCUUGCACAAAACAAACCAAGAAAAAAGGCUAUGGUUAUAGCUCAUGGCUUGUUUAGCACAAGACAUGGCUUAUCAUUGGGUAGCACAGCAGCAGAAUUGGGCAAGGAGCAAAGCAGUUGUGGUUUUUUGCUCUGUGUACUUGCACACUAUAGUUUGACUAAGCGUUUCAAGCAAAGUAGGCCAUUGGGAACAUACGCUCUGUUUCUGAUCCUGAUGAGGGAGGGCCUAGGUGGCAAAUUUCCAAAUCUUACAGGUAGUUCCCUUUCUGAACUCUCAGCCCAGCACUCCAAGCUGCCCACAGAUAAGGGCAGCAUCAAAGCAAGCCAGUUAGUCUACAGCAAAUCAAGUGGAUAUCAACAUAUACGAGCUCAUUGCUACAACAGCUACCAAUUAAUAGUGGGGUUAUAUUGACUACCAAGAUGGCUUCUGGAACAGUUUGCCUCUGGUUCAACACACCUUUUUACCUUUAGCUGCAGUUAAUAUUACUGGGUUCGCUGUGGUUAGGCCCUGCAGGGAAAAUGUAUGUUGCAGGAAGGAGGGAGAGAGUGAGUGGAGGAAAGGAAUGAACCGUCCUGUGCACCACUCCCAGUUACUUAAUUAUAUAGUUAAUUAAAUGGCAGAGUUAUGUUUGUAUCCCAGCAAAAAUUAUCGAAAUUGGAUAAUGUGGUUGGGUAAUCGUAAUAACUUUUGAAACAAUGGUUGGUGAUCUUCCUCUUGAUCAGACUGGUUGACUUGUUCGGCAUUGGAAACUGUAUUGUAAACUUUGGCCAAUUUGAUUUAAAAGUGCUCUCGCAGCCCUGAUAUUCAUAUCUUUUAAGACUGAAAGUGGAGCUUUUAAAUAAAGAAAAUUGUCACCAGUAAGAAACUAGGGUGUUCAAAACAAAACCUCUGAAAACUGUUUGCUUCUGCCCUGUAUAGAUAGUAUAUAACUGCACAUUUAACAGAGCUAAAAAGGUUGGAAAUAAUAGUCUGCCAUAUACAGUGGUUUAAAACAUUAAGGCCUAACCUACUUUCUUUGUUUCCUCCUGUGACCUAGAAUUAGUGAUGUUGCUGGAAUGGUGGUCUGGUACAGAAUGCACUUUGUUCUCAGACCAGGCUACAGUCGAUAAGUUUGGAAAAGAGCAUGUCAUCAUCAUCCUGAACCACAACUUUGAAAUAGACUUUCUGUGUGGCUGGACCAUGACAGAGCGAUUUGGCGUCUUGGGGGUGAGUGUAUCGAACUUGUAGCCUUGUAUAUCUUUUAAUUUGAGGGGUAUGGUCAGGUUUAUUUUUCACCUUGGGAAAGGGAGGCAGCUGGGGUGGGUGUUUAAAUGGUCACACCGGAUAAAUUUCCUUCCCACUAACAGCAAAAUUAGAUUCAGGUAGGUAGCCAUGUUGGUCUGACGCAGUCGAAAUGUAUAAAAAAAUUGUCCAGUAGCACCUUAGAGACCGACUAAGUUUGUUCUUGGUAUACGCUUUCGUGUGCAUGCACACUUCUUCAGAUACACUGAAACAGAAGUCACCAGACCCUUAUAUAUAGUGGGAGGGUAGGGUGGGGUUUUUCUCAGGAGGGUAGCAGGAGAUGGGUGAUUGACUCAAUGGGUAUGGUAAACCUGUCGAUGACUGUUAAUGACUGCAGGAAAAAGCAAGUGCUACAGGAAAAGCAAGGGAUAGUGUGCAGAUGAUUAGCAUAUGUAAUGAGACAGGAAUCCAAUCUAAAAGUAGAAUUGAGCAUUUCAGACUCAGACAGGUGAGACAAAGAUUCACAUUCCCAAUUCAGCCCAAUUGACCUUGGACCAAUCUCUCUCCUCCUCCACUUUUACACACACAAACAUACAAACACACACACAGAACCCACCCUACCACAUAUGGUUGUUGUGAGGAUAAAAUGGGGAGAAAGCCAUGUUUUUUAGAGCUCCUUGGAGGUAGGAUAUACAUGUAAUAAUAAUGAUGAUGAUGAUGUGACUAGUAAUUUCCAGGAAACAAAAAAACAACAUCACCUUACUAGGCCGCUUCAGAACAGUUUUGGAAAUGGCACUAUUUGUAAAUGAUGUGUUGUAAACAAACAAAUGGAUAAUAUCUUGUGGUGUUCCUUUCAGAGUUCAAAAGUUCUUGCUAAGAAAGAGCUGUUGUACGUGCCCCUAAUUGGCUGGACAUGGUACUUCCUGGAGAUUGUUUUCUGCAAAAGGAAAUGGGAAGAAGACAGAGAUAAAGUUGUCGAAGGUCUAAAACGAUUGUCCGAUUAUCCAGAGUAUAUGUGGGUAAGUUAAGUUUUGCAAGGCCUGUCCUUGGCACUUUGAACAAGAUGGUGAAAGGUGUGGUCUUCCUUCAUGGUGGGUGUGGGUGUGGCCAUAUUAAGAUUUUAUAUACAAAUCUGUAUGUGGAUUCAUGUCUAAUAGUAUAUAGCCUUCAAUGUCUCACCUCAGGUAGGUUCUUCAGCUGUCUUUGGUUUAAACCCUUCAUGUGUGCAGCUUAUUCAAUGAAUUCCAACUUGAAAUUGGCAGGCAUGUUUGUAUGUGGUACAAAAGUAUGGGCCGGAUUCAACUAACUGGCCCAGUUAGCCUUCCAUUCUCCUCCCUUGAACCCCCUAAAUUGGCUUGGUGGGGAGCAGCAGUCAGGAAAAUCCCCAAAAUAGUACAUGGGGGGGGGAGGGGGGAGAUCAUUCCAUCAGGCAAGCAGCAAUGCUUGAGCUGACAGAACAAUCUCCUUAGUGCUAUGUUGAAUUUCUCCCAUUUUUUUAGUAUGAGGUACAGAUUUUGCAGAAGUGACCCUGCAACAUCAUUGUAUUUGGAUAUAGUAUUAAUAUGCUGAAUACUAACACGCAACGCACAAAUGGUCUGAUGUGCUCCAAAUUUACAUGUUGGGAAUCUCCCCCUGAAAAAAUACAGUUUUUAAUAUCUUUAUUGGAAAACUAAGUGAUGAAAUGACCCUAAAGAGGAUGCUUUGAGCAUGUGAGGAAAUCUGAGGUAUGGGCAUGUUCUCAUUCUAAAUGAGUUCUGGGUCAGGGUCUCCUAUUUGAGCCUGAGGCCUUAAGACCUAGGAAUAGGUGGAAUUCAGACAUCAGCAAAAGUGCUGAGCCCUCUGUUCAAGUCAGGAUGGUGAUGGGAGGCAAAACACUUCAACAGAAUAUGUCCAGCAAGCAAGUAGUCAUGGGUGGCAGUCUAGUGCUGGUUAAAGCUCUCGGGAGAGGGGGAUAAAGUGUUGCAGCAGGGAGGAGUGUGGCAUUGAAAAUGUCCCCAUGAAAGAUGUGGUGGUGCUCUGGUUCUGAGGUCCAUGCUCUAACCAUACUGGUAAGUCUCCUUGUGUACCUGUUGCCAGCUCUGGGACUGGCAUGGUACUGAAGGUGAGAGAGAUUUUAGAAGCUGAGGGGAGUUCUGGAGAGGAAUGAUUGGUAAAAGCAAUAGUGCCUGAGGAUUCUUCUCCCUUCAGUGGCAGCCUCCUGAAAUGAUUGAGGGAGAGGGUUUAUCAGUGGCCACUAGGCACCAUGGCUGUGUUCUGCCCCCAUAGGUGGAGGCUGUAUCCCUCUGACUACCCAGUUGCUUGGAACCGCAGGUAGGCAGAGUGCUGUUGUCCUUAGGCAUAUGGUUGGCUACUAUGAGAACAGGCUGCUGGGCUUAGAUGGGCCUUUGGCUUGACCCAACAGAGCUCUUCUUUUGUUUCUGGGUCCUUGGUGUCAUGCAAUCUUUCCACUGAUGCAAAAGUUUAUGAAUCCAGAUACUGGUCCCCAGCAAACUCUCCAUAUGGUUUCUUUAUUUGAGAAGUAACACUUGGAUGUUUCUUCCACCCCUCCCCUCUUGUUCUGUUCCAUUAGUUUCUUUUGUACUGUGAAGGAACUCGUUUUACAGAGACCAAGCAUCGUAUCAGUAUGGAAGUGGCGGAAUCCAAAGGAUUGCCUAAGCUCAAAUAUCACCUGUUGCCCAGAACCAAAGGUUUCACAACUGCCGUCCAGUGUCUCAGGGGAACAGGUAUCUAUUUCCUUGGCCUUCCUUGCAGUGUUUGUGGAUGUGAUUCUUGAGCGCAUUCAUUGCUGUUGGUCCCCAGAUUAUUAUUGUUUUCUUCAGUGGAAAAUCAGUAUUGACUUUAAUGUUGAUGUUUUAGACCGCUGGAUUUUAUUUCGUAAUUAGUUCUUAAUACGUUAAUUAGUUCCCCUUUGAAUUCAGAGAAAUUAAUAUUGCUACUUAGCACUUCACAUUUCUAAAGUGGUGUGCAAACAUUGACUAAUUAACGCUCCCAGCGUGCAUGUGAGGUGUAAGUUCGUGUUAUGCCACACAGACAAGGCUGUUAAAUAGGACAGAUGGCUGGCCAAAUACAAUUGUGGGUUACAAGUUUUGCUUUGUCUUUCCAGACAACAGCAUCAAAACUGUUCUGCAGAAUCUGGGGAGGUUAAAAAAGGUAAAGGUACCCCUGCCCGUACGGGCCAGUCUUGACAGACUCUAGGGUUGUGCGCCCAUCUCACUCAAGAGGCCGGGGGCCAGCGCUGUCCGGAGACACUUCCGGGUCACGUGGCCAGCGUGACAUCGCUGCUCUGGCGAGCCAGAGCCGCACACGGAAACGCCGUUUACCUUCCCGCUAGUAAGCGGUCCCUAUUUAUCUACUUGCACCCGGGAGUGCUUUCGAACUGCUAGGUUGGCAGGCGCUGGGAUCGAACAACGGGAGCGCACCCUGCCGUGGGGAUUCGAACCACUGACCUUUCGAUCGGCAAGCCCUAGGCGCUGAGGCUUUUACCCACAGCGCCACCCUCUGGGGAGGUUAGGAAGACAUAAAAAGUCACAAUGUCCCCUUCCCUACUUACUGGUGGAAGGUUUAUCACAUUUAUGCCAUUCCUCAUCCACAUUCCUCUCCCUUCCCAAUCUACCCAGGUGUUCUAAAAGUGUGACAGUGUUUUUUAAAGACUGUUGAUAAAAGAUUAUGGCACUUCCCUUUGCAAAUUGAAAUUAUCCCCCAUCUCCACUCAGCACAACCCAGAGAAGUAUAAAUGUGAUUUAAAUCCUGAGGAAAUAAAAGAGUGUCUAGCUUCCACUUAAGUGCUUAAAUACUAUGGAUUCAGGAGCACGUAUUUACAUGUACUUUCCUCUGGAUUGUGUUUAAUCCAUAAGAGCCACUCGAAUCUAGGAAAGACAACAGAGUUGAAUCUGGAUGAAGAACUGCCUUGAGCAAAACACUGGCUUGGAUUAAUUUCCCUUUUCUGCUAGAUGGGAAAUAUUUUAACACACAUUUCAGCAUGCUUGUGAGAUUCUGAGAGGUGAAGAUACCUAAUAUUAAUGUUAAUUUUUUCUUUCUAUAUGUGAAGUAAUUUCCCUUGUGUUUCUGUGAGUCACAUAUAGAUACCCGUCUUCAUGUAUGUAUAAUCUCAGGGUUCUUCACUUCUGUUGGCUGCAACAUGACUAAGAUUCACACCCAUUAGCUUAACACUAAAGCUGAGUUCAGAUUUAAUCACCAAACCACAACUUAGUGUUACAUAAAGGAGGCUCUGACUCAUGAGCUCCCUCGUCUAUUUUUCUUCCCUGUAUGCUCAAGCAAUCUGGUUCUCUCCAUUAUUUUGGUUUUUGCAGCAAACCAUAGUUUGCUGUUGUGUUUUAUACAAACAGGGUAACUUGCUUCAGAUGUCAUGUUAAACCACUGUUUAGCAUUAAAUGCAUGAACCUGCUCCCUGUCCCCUCCUCUGGCUUAACUACAAGGAAGAGAUCAAAAGCGUUCACUAACCAUUGCGCCGAAGAAUUGAUGCUUUUGAAUUAUGGUGCUGGAGGAGACUCUUGAGAGUCCCAUGGACUGCAAGAAGAUCAAAUGCAUCCAUUCUUAAGGAAAUUAGCCCUGAGUGCUCACUGGAAGGGCAGAUCGUGAAGCUGAGGCUCCAAUACUUUGGCCACCUCAUGAGAAGAGAAGACUCCCUGGAAAAGACCCUGAUGUUGGGAAAGAUUGAGGGCACAAGGAGAAGGGGACAACAGAGGAUGAGAUGGUUGGACAGUGUUCUCGAAGCUACAAACAUGAGUCUGACCAAACUGCGGGAGGCAGUGGAAGACAGGAGUGCCUGGCGUGCUCUGGUCCAUGGGGUCACGAAGAGUCGGACACGACUAAACAACAACAACCAUUGCGUUUAGCUUUAUCAUGUUCCCCUCCACACACACACACCACAGAAAGCGAGUAUCAGAAACCGCAGUUUGAUCUUAGCUUGUUUGAUAAACCAUGAUUUGAGCUAACUACCAUUUGUCGCAAUUCAGAUGAAACAAACACUGCUUCUGAACUUCUCUUCACUCAUGUGCCAAAGGAGGAGAGGGGCAUGGGGAGUGCAUGAACCAGAGACAUGUUCAGUAGCAGUAAAACAGCGGGACACUUUGGGAAUUUUGAGAAAGCAGUAAGAUGCUUAUUCAAGUCCUACUCAAUGCAAUGAAUGUGGCUGGUCCCAACCCAUUUAAAUGCUGUUGGAAUUGCAGCACAGUUUUGUGUUGACGUUGUCCGGCCAGUGGAGCAUUGUACUUGGGAAAAUGAUGUGCUUCCAGUCUCAGGAGCCUCACCUCAUUAUUUGGAACUCUGUUUGUAUGCCUUGUUAUAACAAUUAAAUAAGUUGGAUUCUAGAGGCUAAAAUAAUGGUGACCUAUUCUCAUUUUCCACAGUUUCAGCUGUGUACGAUGUAACGUUAAACUUCAGAGGAAACAAGAACCCCUCCUUAUUAGGAAUCCUUUAUGGGAAGAAAUACAAAGCUGAUAUGUGUGUCAGGUGAGCAUGGCAUGUAUUUGAGAACAUGGCACGUAUUUCAGAAUUGUCACAGUGUCCAAAUAUGUUGGUAAGUCUGCCUCCUUUUUCCCAUGUUCUUUUACCGCAUGGAUUUGGGAUACUUCAGCUGUUCAGGCUUAGUAUGGAAGAGCCUCUUUCCCCCCAUUAAUAUUAGAAGACGAAGGCUGUUGCAUGCAUCCAGCACGACUACGAAUUCUGUAAAAGUAAUGCUUGGCUCUGCCUGCCAUUUCAGCAUCUUCCAUAUUUGGUUUGACAAACCCAUGUGGUCGUGGGAAAGUACAUUAUGUAAAGCUCCAUAAAUUCCUACUGCCCUCUCUUAAAGAUUGGUGAACUGCAUAGUACAGUCAUUCGUGUCUUUUAGAUAGCUGAGUCCAGUCUGGCUUGAAGUUCUGAGAUCCAGUUGCCUAUGCUUUUUCGCCUAGGCCUGCUGUUCAGCCAUAUGAAUGGAUGGCCCAUCUCCUCUGUUUUUGUUUUGUUCAGUAAAAGACUUGCCAGGAAUGCUUUCUGACUGGAUCCGCUUCAGGCGUAUCUGAAGCAAGUCAUUUCUACCCUUGUGAAUGGUGAUGAAGGAGGCUUUGUCAUCUCUUUGGUGCCCCACAGAUAUACAUGUCAUCAGGCUUGCCACAGUCUUUGCUUUUUAUGGCCCUAGGAAAAGAAGAAUUAUCUAGUUCAGGGCUGUCAAACAGAAAGCCCUGAAGGAUUAUGGGGCUUUUGGGGAUCUCCAAAGUGGUCCACAGCUCACCUUUCACAAAAAUUACUGAACCAUCUCCAGACAUUGCCCCUUGUACAGCUCAUGGAAUGACAUGGCAGUGGCUGCCAUUACUUGCCUCUCCCACCAUAAUUUUUUUUUUUAAAAGCAAGCAUUUUAACUCACACCGGUGCUGUGUUCUGAAAGACAUGUGCUUUUGGGUGAGGGGUUAUAGUUCAAUGGGAGAGCGCAUGAUUUUUUAGAUUUGUAGAGUUAGAAGAGGGGAAGUGGAUGGCGCUGUGGUCUAAACCACUGAGCCUCUUGGGCUUGCCGAUCGGAAGGUUGGUGGUUCAAAUCCCCGCGUCUGGGUGAGCUCCCGUUGCUCUGUCCCAGCUCCUGCCAACCUCACAGUUCAAAAGCACGCCAAAAAAAGUGCAAGUAGAUUAAUAGGUACUGCUCCAUUGGGAAGGUAAAUGGCAUUUCCGUGCACUGCUCUGGUUUGGCCAUAAGUGGCUUAGUCAUGCUGGCCACAUGACCCGGAAAAACUGUCUGCGGACAAACGUUGGCUCCCUCGGCCAGUAAAGCGAGAUGAGCGCCGCAACCCCAGGGUCAUUCGCAACUGGACUUAACUGUCAGGGGUCCUUUACCUUUACCUUUUUUAGAGUUGGAAGGGACUCCGGGGAUCAUCUAGUCCAAUCCCCUGUGGUGCAAGAAUCUCAAUCAGACAGAUGACUGUCUACUUAAAACCCUCCAAGGAAGGAGAGUCCACCACCUCUUGUGGGAGUCUGUUCCACUUGCACCCAAAGGUUCCCUGGUUAGAUCCUGCUCCAGAGUAGGUGCUCAGAAAGACCCUUGGAUGCUGCCAGUCAUAGCCGACAACACUCAGCUCAACAGACAAGUUGUGUCUUAUGUUCCCAGCUUCCUCAAGCCAACAAACUAAAACGGCAUUAUUUGUUAUACAGCUAUAACAGGGACAGCCAAGUUCCAAAGAGUCACAGUCUGUGUGGUUCCUCAACAGAAUCUCUAUUGUCAUUUUAACCUUUGUCACUACUUAGAGUAGAAGGACAACGGGAAUUUCUUCACAAACUUCUUCAAGUUCCUGUGGUUAUCUGACCCAAGCUUUGGUCACCAUUGGCCUGUAGCCUUCAUUUGGGUGAAAGAAAGAGAAUCAUGCCACUAUUUUUUUAAAAAAUAUAUAGCACUUCUCAAUAAACUCACCCAUCCAUUUUUGUACAAAGCAAGAAGUGUUCCACUGUGCAACCUUUGUAUUCUGGCUGUGGGCACCCCCUAGUGGCAAAUUCAUGGUCCGAAUGUGACAAUACAGGGUUUUCACUUUAACUUGUGUUCAUCUAGAGCAGAACACUCAGUAUAAGUAGCAUAGAAGUUGUAAUUGUGAUGCUCAUUCUUUAUUAAAUGCUCUUUAUUGAACCUUUUUUUAAAAAACAAACAAACCAGGAGGUUUCCACUAGAAGAUAUCCCUUUGGACGAAAAGGAAGCAGCAAAGUGGCUCCAUAAACUUUACCAAGAAAAGGUAAAUCAUUUGUCCUGCCUUUAAGAUCUUAUGGAAUAAUAUGCUAAGUGAAUGAAUUCUCAAAGGAGACAGCAUUGCUAUAUCUGUAAGGGAGCAACUAGAUGUAAUAUGGAAGAUCCUUCGUGGAAGAUCUCCUAUGAUUCUUUUAACAUAAACAUGUUUUCUACCAUGGGGAAAGUGCUUUGACAUUUGUCCACAUUCGUAUCUCAAGAUAAGGUGUGCAAAGCUGAAUGUAUAUACUCUCUGUUAGACCAUGGUGAUGCGAUAUGUUGCUUCCUCCACAAAUGGGGCCCCAAUCCUGUCUUUUCUAUAUCAUGUGAAUUUUACUGAGCAAUGGGGUUUCACAGUAGCAAAAAAAUGGGGGGAAUGGAUAUACUAACACUGAACAAAACAUCAGGAAUCUGAUUUGUUCUAAAGAUGAUACUUCAUUGUAUGAGAGAGAAUACUAAUUCAAGAGAAAACUGUAACUUCUGCUAAGAAAGGUUCCAUUGGGUUGGGUGGCCUGUUUUCCUUCAUUUUUCACAUUCAUCCCUAAGGCAGCAUAGAAAUAAAAAUCCCACUGAAAUCAAUGGGGCUGAUUUCUUAAGUGUUUUAGAAUCUGCCCAAGUCGGAUCCUCACCCCCACCAGAUAAAGGGUUUGAGGGUUCUGUGCUAAUCUGAUCUGCAAGCUAUGGUUCACCAGCAGCGCUGUGCAUUCUUAUUUGCUUCUUUACGCUGCCCUUGUCAGUGGAAAUGGAAAUAGUUGGAGACUAAUUACCACGUAUUGUAUAUAGCAGUUAAAUCAGUGGGAAAAAUAAAAGGUAACCUGAUACAGUUACAGCUCACUUGAUGCAGCUCCCCUUAGGGCAGGGGUCUGGAACCCGCGGCUCCGGAGCCGCAUGUGGCUCUUUUACACCUUUGCCGCGGCUCCGGGGCGGAUACUAGCGAGGGGAGGAGGCGCAUUGUGCGCCCCGACACUCCCCACUGUGGCGGGCGUUGUACUAGCUGUGACGUCGCAUGGGGGCGGUGCGUGCGUUAGUCAUGCACCGUCCCGACAUCACCUUCCUGCCCGCCUGCCCGCUACAUUGUAAGGGGCAUGUACGCUGGUCACUGUUUUGAAGGGGAGUGAAGAACACACACACACAAAAAGGUAACUUGUUAAUUUAACGUUUAUUUCUAUGAGGAGGAGUAAUUCUGAGGGGUCAAACAAAGAAAAGUGACAAAAAAGUUGUUUUUAUAAUGACGAGUUUUGCGGCUCCCAGUUUUUUUUCUUCGGAAACGGGUCCAAGUGGCUCUUUUUGUCUUAAAGGUUGCAGACCCCUGCCUUAGGGGAAUAAUAAGCUUGAAACUGAAGAUGGUUUUACACGGUAACAGCAACUUUUAUGUAAGGGCUUGGUGCUGUAAGCCCAUGAGCCUGGGGCUUGUAUGGGCUCAUGCAGUUCUAAAACCAAGGUUUUGGGUUACAUGCAAAUGCAGCCUAAGUUUACUACCUUCUAACUUUCUGCAAUUGAUUGUGUGAAUGGGGCCCUGAAUUCUUGGGGCUGCCUGAGAAUAACUUGGAUUCAUCCAUUGCCACAUACUUCUAAGGACAAGUUGUGUUUUGUUUAAGCAGUAGCCAUAACACUUGAUGGGACUAACAGUAGUUUCAGGUUAACACUUCGUGACUAGGUUACAUGAAUAAUGUAAAGUGUGACAUUGACACACCUUUCAGCUUCCUGGGAGACUGUAUUUUAUUUAUAUUUUGUUUUCUUACCAUAUCCUGCCAUUUAACCAUCAGGGAACACCAUCUCCUAUCCAGACAGUGAUGGCAUUCAGAAGAAGGCACAAUGAAUAUAGAAAGGAUUUGGUUGGCAAUAGAGUAGCAGAGCCUAGUUUCACUAAAAAGGUGUUUUUGCUUUUUAAGUAAUCAUGAUGGAACAGAAAAUGCAGAUUGCUCCUGCAGCAACGAGUACUGGGUCACAGAGACCUGCCACUCUGACCAUAUUAAAAUGUACAGGCAUUGAAUGAUAUGAAUGCACCCCUGUGUGUCCCCAAAUUAGAAAGGUUUUUCUUUCUCUCUUCAAGGAUGCUUUACAAGAGAAGUAUAAUCAAGAGGGUACAUUUCCUGGAGAGCAAAUCAAACCUCGCAGAAGACCAUGGACUCUCCUCAAUUUUCUGUUCUGGGCCACCAUUGUCCUGUCUCCUCUUUUCAAAUUUGGUUUUGGCAUUUUUGCAAGCGGAUCUCCUCUCCUGAUUCUUUCAUUCAUGGGCUUUGUUGGAGCAGGUAAUAAACGCUGAGCUGAAUGUGUACAUCUGUAUCCUGUGAUACAGCCAGGCCCCACAGUCAUUUUCUCAGCUUGUUAGCUGACUUGCAGUGAGGUGGGGAAGGAAGAUUGUGUUAAGAGAAAUUAGAACUGCAUUUAUCUAUCUAUCUAUCUAUCUAUCUAUCUAUCUAUCUAUCUAUCUAUCUAUCUGUACUGGAAGACAGUGGUUGUUAGACCUAAUAAUUAGCACUUUGAGAAGUGUACUCAGAAUCUUGUCCAGUCGUACCUUGGUUCUCGAACAGAAUGUGUUCCAGGAGUCUGUUCAACUGCCAGAAACAUUCAAACACCAAAGCCUGGCUUCUGAUUGGCUGCAGGAGCAUCCUGCAGCCAAUCAGAAGUCGUGGAAGCAGCUCCGGAUGUUCGGCUUCUGAAAAUUGUUAGAAAACCGGAACACUCACUUCUAGGUUUCGAUCAUCUGAGAGCCGAUUUGUUCGGGAACCAAUGCGUUUGAUUAUCUUUCCCAAUCAAGAGCUCAGGAUAGGUUGCCAGAUACACUUCAUUUUCUUUUUACAGUAGCCCCAUGAUAAGUUUAGGCUGAGCAACAGUUACUUCCCUAAGACCAUCCAGACAAACCUAAUACAUUAGCCCUUGCAUCACAUAGACACCUAUAUAUAGUUUUCUCCUUGUACUAAAGCCUGUGCUGUUUUAGGCUGCAAUUCUGUUGUUGUUGUCGUUGUUGUUGUUGUAUUUCUAUAUCACCCUUCCUCUGAGGAUCACUGGGCAGUUUACAGUAUAAAAACAAAAAAAGUGUAUAACAUAGUAAUAAACAAAAACAAUGCUACACACACAGUUUGAAUGGAUUGUUAAAUAUAUUUUUUAAAUUAGUUUAAUUGUUGUACCUGCUCUUGCCUUUUACUCCUUUGAGUCCUCAUCAGAUGCUUAAUCUCUGCACUGGUGUUCUGUGCAGAUGUAGCAUUUAAUCAUACAAAAUUCAGGGUCCUAAGGGGCUCAUCUCUCAUUCCAGUCCAGGGCCUGUGGGGCCUGCAGCCUUCAGAUGUUGUUGCACUCCUGUGCCCAUCAGUCCCAGCCAUCAUGGCCAAUGGGAACAAUGGGAAUUGUAGUCCAACAACUUCUGGUAAGCCACGGGUAGGAAUGGGUACCAAUUUUGGUUUCUCUCUGUCUCUCAUCUUUCCAACCUUAAAGUUAAGUUCUCCACAUUUUCACAUCUGUUUGCGAUUAAAAAAAAUAAAAUCUGCAAAUGGAGUGCAGUUUUCUCCUAAUAUACAUAUCAUACUAUGCAAUUUUGCCAAUACAUGCAUUUUAUUUUCCUUAGUAUUUUAAUAUCCCAUAAUAUCGUACAUUUAUGUAGUUUUCACAAAGAUAUGUAUUCAUAUGCACAGUUAACCUUUGCGUGUGCAUUUUUGUUCACAUUACUUGGCUAGAAAACGGCACUGGAAAUUUAGAAAGAUGUCUGACAUUCAGUUUGUAUAUUAUUUUGGUUAUUGCAAAUUAAUUUGAUUCACCUUUAAAUACAAACUGAAUAAAAUUUCUUCCCUAUCCCUGGCCGUAGUUUCCCUGUCCCUUUUUGGUUCCUAUUGGCUGUUUAUAGAUAACUUUAAAACAAGUGAAAACUCAGAAGUGGAGUUUAUGGGAUUGGGUAUGGUAGUGCGGAGUGGGAUUUCUAGUAGCUGGGGCUUUCGCAUGCUGAGUUGGACCUUCCUCUUUCUAACAGCGAGGAAUUGGGGGUUGGGGGUUGGUGUAGAAUGAAUCAGCACAACACACACAUAUAUAUACCCAUACCCAUACACACACACAGCCCAAUGUGCAUGGGUGUACACACACAUUAUGCAUAUGCGCACAUUUUGCUACCUUCUCUAUAUUUACUUUUCAGUAUAUAACAGAUCAUUAAUUGACAAGGAGUGGCGUAACUCAGUCAUCUCUCUUUCCUUUCUGUUUUAAAGCUUCAUUUGGAGUUCGCAGACUGAUCGGCGUAACAGAAAUAGAAAAAGGCUCCAGCUACGGCAACCAAGAAUUCAAGAAAAAGGAAUAACUUCACAGAUACAGUUCCAAACAUAUAACAAGACUAUGGUAUCAAAUUAACUUCAUUGAAAGAAAGACACUUAGAAAACUUAUCUUUUUUUUCUUAUUAACUGAUAACUACUAAUACUUGAGCCAAGACUAAAGAAAUUGGAAGAUUCAAGAGGAAGAGGAAACAGUUGACUACUUACCUGCCCAAGGAUCCCUGUGUUCAUAAGUUUGGGGAGAAAAAAAUAUCUGGGCUAAUAUUUUGUUUUAUUUUUGGCUUUCUUGUGGGUGGGAGGGGGAACUAAUGGGUGUAGCUACAUGCAUCUUCAGAUAAACUGGUUUGUCUUUCAAGAGUACAACACUUGCUCGCAAGAGGAGCUACUGAAUGUUUCUUCUUGCUAAAACUAAUAUUUUCUUAUUCAUGGCAUCUUUUUUUAAAAAAACAAACAAGCAAGGCAGCAUGAAUUGCAGCAAAACACAAUCUCCAGUUGACUAACAGCUGCUCCUCGAGGAGGAAGCAGUUUGGAAAAGCUACUUCAUCCUCGCAGAUGUUUUAUUUGCAGAUGUUUUAUUUUUAGGUUAAUAUUUAUUCAUUUCUGUACACCCGUGGCGUUCCAAUGGCAGCAGUACCUGACUGAUAAGCACAUACUUUGAACAAGGCACUAGAAUUAAUGCGGUUCCAGGCUUCCCUACUCGACAAACACAUUCCUUACCCCUCAUGCACUCCCAGCUGAAACAAGAAUGUGCUUAGCUCAGUUUCCUACAUAGAUUUGCUAUUUCUUUCUUUAAAAAAACAAAACAAAAAGCUUAUAUGAUGACCCUGAAAUUGUUACCAGUAUGACUAUGGCUGCUCAGUCAUUUCAUCUUGGCAGUUCUACCCCCACGGCAAAAAAAAGAAAGUCUGUUCUCAGAAUCUCCUGUAUGGCUUGUGGUGAAAAACAGCAUAAAACAACAGAUGAACCUGGAACGAAAUUGUAUUCAAAAAGCUACUAAUUGUAGUAGAUAACACAGGGCUGGUACUGUACCUCUGCAGCCUUCAGCACACUUACUUGGAAGGAAACACUACUGAUUUCAGGUCAAAAUUUCUUCCAGGCAAAUGUGUUUAGGGCUGGAAUGUCAGUUUGCCUACAUUAUCACGGGAUAUUGCCAGGUCAUCCAGCAAUCAAUGAAGCUUUUUUAAAAGGUUCAGACUUAUUGAGGAUUUUUUGCUGCACAUUAAGAGCUACCGGUUUGGUUUCAACAAUUAGAAAGGUUUGUGAUGUGGUGGCUGCCCUCAGUCACAAUGCAUUGAGGUUGCUUCCCUGUGGAAAGCUAUUUGUUUGCUUGACACAGCCUUCAAGCCAACCAUGUUUUGACUGGCACAGCAUCUCUAGGUUUACUCCAUAUAACGAAUGUUGUAGGUGAAUGACUAGUCACAAAGUCUCCCUUCAGAUACUGUUUUGUGUGCAGCUGCCUUUAAUAGGGCUUUGCAAAUUGAUUUCUGCAUCACAGAAAUAUUUGAAAGUAUAUGGCAGUGGCAUAUAUCAUCUUCCAGUGCUGGGACCAAAUUUUGCAAUCAGAUCCGCACCCAAAAAACAAACAAACAAAAACAAUAGGAAUUAAGCUUUAUAAAUGGGAUUCAAAGCAGAAUUGGGCCCCUACUGCUCCUUAUGAUGUGAUAGUAACACACACAUCCUCUCGUAGCCAGGGGUAAAUGUGUGACAUCUUACUUUCCAAAUGUUAGCAUUUUUUAAUUAUUCUUAUUCCUCACUUGCAGGAGCUCGUUUUGAGAAUACUUUUAUGUGCGACUUGCCACUCUGAAGUUUGGAAAGAUUCUUUGCGGAAACGGCUUAUCUUAGCUUUCUCAUGCUGAUGAAUGUUUUCUUAGGGAUUUCUACAUGAAAUGUUUUUGGAAUUGUCCUAUGGAGCCAUGAUCAAAACAACCAAUAUCCAAACAUGUAGAAAAUGGCAUGCAAGAGAAUGGUCCAUGCAGCUAGAACACUGCGCUACCAGUUCCUUUUUCUGCAGAGACAAGCCAUUUUUCAAAUAAAGCGGUUGCUUGCCUCUUCAGUGAGGGAACUACUAUUGCAGAAAAAGGUCUUCAUUGUCUUCUUAAGUCACAGCCCACAGUAUCCAUGAAUUUUGCUUUCCCCCAGCAUAACAUUGUACUGUCAGUCCCGGAAUAGGUAAGCUACGCUUCCUGAAAGGGGAUAAAAUCUACCCUGACUGUAAGGGCAGACAACUUAUUAACUUCAUUGGAAGUUGAACCUGUGCUUCUUGGAAAGAAUCCAGCCAUGACUAUUUUUUACUUAGUAAAUAUAUUCUGCUUUUUGUUUUGUUUUUAAAGAGUUAGACAGCUAAGCAGAGAGCUUUCCUCUCUGUUAUCUAACCAGAGGACUGAACAGACAGGAUUGUGUUUUUUAAAAGUACUUGGUAAAUAACACUUCCUUGUUGGAAAGGUUUUUUUCUUUCCUCCGUUUAACAGAUGCUGUAUAAUUGCUUUCUGAAGAAGAUGUUGAAUAUAUUUUAAAUGCACUAAAUAACAAAAACAAAGUGGGAAAGUCCCCUGGCUGUGCAUUUCUAUUACUUGUGAGCAAGGAGUUCUGUAUUGAUAGAUAAGGCCAGACACUGUAACAGAAUUAAGUGGGGGGCUGGCGGGGGUCGUGCAGGAAGAAAUGUUGCAAGGAAGCAAAGAGUGUACAGAUCUGUUAAAAUAGGUGUCCAGCCUCCAUUUAGCGCAAAUGGCUCCUGCUAAAAGGUAUUGGGAGUACUGCAUGUACAUUAUGGAGAGAAAAAGCAGAUGUUUUCCUUCUGUUUUGUUUUCAUAUCAUGACAUUUUGAUCAUAUUUUGUUUUUGAAGACAUAGCAAAGUAUACAUUAAUUUGUUUGCAGUUUUAGAAAGACAUAUCCGUUUUGAAAACUGAAGUGUACAACAUGGCACAAUCUAGUACAUGGCAGCUCAUCUUUUUGGCUUGAAAUUUUGGUUUGUCUCUUCAAAUAGUUUUUUAUAUAAAUAUGCAGAGUACGUGUGAGAGAGUAUUACUGGAAACAGCAGUAAGUGUGUCUCAUGAAGAAUAUCAAGCGGUUUGGGUUGGAACAGUGAGCAUAGAUUUUAUACCUUACACUAUUUUCUUCUGGUUUAAUAGAACAUAGCUUGUAUAUUUGACUACCAAGCCCUUUGAGAGCAAUAAUAAACAAAAUAUAUCAUGAACU